AUGGGGAAUUCAGCGUACAUCAACAUAAUUGAAACUAAGUCAGUUCAUUCAAACAAACUUUUUAGUGUACAUUGUUUCUGCCAUAAAUGUGAUUGCAUUUUUCCCAGUCAAACCUCGUAGUGUAUGCCAUUGUUCAUCUUAAAUAGUUUAUAAUUAUGAACAUUAUAGGCAUGCCUAAAAUCUUCUUCUUAAACUGGUUAGACAAACAAGAACUCACAUAUAUCUGGUGGCGUUGCAUUUCUACUGUUUGGAAUGGCUCAUCUAGAAGGUCCAAAUGUGUGUAAUCGUCUCAAAAACAACUUUAAGCGGAACUAUAUUUUUCAGUUUUUUUUAAAAUUAUCGAAUAAAGACAAAACUUUUUCUGUGUUUUAACUUGUUCUUGCAGUGAUUAUUCUAGUUUGUUCUGACAUUGUUUGAAAAGUUUAUGUUAUUCGUCCUGAUCGUUCUGUAACAAAUUUGUGGAAGGGCAACGCCAAAUGAAACAACGCCGCUGAGCAACUGUUAGCUUUACUAUCAAUAAAUAAAUGGCUCGUGCGUCUGCAUUAAUCUAUUAGGCAUUAUUAGACGACACAGUACGAGAGUUGCAAUUAUUGUCGUAAUUUGAUAAAAGAUAACUGUGUCAAUGCUGUUAAGUAAAUUAACUACCACAACGAGAUUACUUCGGCUGGCUCAUUUGACUCCAUAUUAGUUCGCUGCCUUCCGUGUGGACAAUCUUUCAAUAUAUGAGCAAACAUAUCACUAUAUACUGCGUACAUAUGUAUAAAAGGAGUCUUAUAAAAUAACUUGCAAACGGAAGCAAACUCCUUUGCUAUCACUUAAGAUACAUAAACGCCGGUGAGUGUCUAUCAGGCAUGCUUGAUGCAAAAAGCUGUGCAAAACAUGCUCUCUAUGGCAUUACGUUUGUGAUAACGGAGCUGUGGGCUUUUAAAAAGCCACAUCCAUUAGCUUACAAAAGCUGUAAACGGAUUUUUAAAUAAAAUUUGAUUUAGUUGCGGGGUCCAACAAAAGGGUCUGCAUGAGUAGUCCGAUAGACAGUAUACGUCGAUCAAACGGAUAGUUAUAAAAAUCCGUUUAGGUGACGGGCACCUAUGAACGUAGGAGUUUGCAAACGGCAGUUAAAAAAAGAAAUUCGUGGUGUCCUUUAAUUUUUUAAUUAUAUCAAGUCAAAAUAUCCCUCCUCUUGUUGUUACAUAAGUGACAGUAUACAAAUACUAAACAGCUAGAAGAAUAAGAGUCCACUACGUUAUUUAUAAUUGUAAAAUUGCAUUUUUAUUAUAUAAAUGUAGCAUGAAGACAGGUUUUACUUAGGAUCCUCUUGGUUAGACUGCUGCACAUUCUUAUCUCUUGCAAAAACUGCCUCCACACAACCGAACUAUAGAUUGCACUUUAUGCAGCUUGCAGAAUUUUUAUUUCCUGCAAUCUGGCCUUCUUGAAAGAAGUUAUCACUCACAUUAAUACUCUCUUAGGAAAUCCUCCCUCCUGUCUCUGUCAGGCCUAAAACUGUCUGACAGUGGAAAUUAUUCAUGUCAGAGCCAAACGGAGAAUGGAACGCUAAGCAAGUGGAUUUUUUUAAAAGGUGAGCUUUGGGCGGCUGUUGUACAACAACCACAGACGCGUUUACUGCCGUGGCUUUUCGCUCACGUAUACGUGUCAUUUGCGUCGGAUUUUUUAGUUGCACACUGCAUUUUCACAGCCCACCGGAUUUUUUAUCACACAAGACAAAUGCAAGACUUUGGACACACUAAUCAAAUGUCGCAUCGCUGUAAGCAGGACUUCGAAUUUUAAAAAUAAACGAGCAACUAACCCUUACAGUCUUAUUUAAGAUGGUAAUCGCUGUGCGAUAUAACAAGAUGUAAGUAGUAGAACAUGCACCAUCUAUAUGCAGGUUAUAAUAAAUCUCACGGAACCUGUAAAAACUGAACGUGUGCGUUUAUGCGUGUGCAAGUAUCCCUAAAAAGGUUCUAACAGAUACGGGGAAGAGUUAAAUGGUCAGAUCCGGCUUAAUAGACAUUGUUUAGAAACCCUGCCCAGGCCCAGGUUUUGAGGCAUUAACAAGUCAAACGUACAAGCACUGAACCACGGGUUUGGCUCUCUGUAAUGGGGCACAUUCAGCAUGACAGAGUGCUAAAGCUGAUUAGCAAACAGCAUGAUCUCGAAUUGCAAUUCUUGCAACCUAGGACUGGGUAAGUUAGUAUAACGAGGGUUACUAAACCAUAAAUGGCUGUCCCGGUCGCCCUGCUGUCUUUAACAAUAUCAUUUUAUCUAUUUUUUUAAACUGAGCUUUUGAACGCGUGCAGGAGUCAACGGUCAGCGAUAGAAGCAAUUAGAAAACAAGCAAAAAUCGCAGGGUAUGCUUCACAACCACUAAACAUUAGGCAUUCUCUGCCAAACAAUAGGGACGUUUCAGAAGCGAUUAAAAACCUUGCUGCGAAACUAGGUGUUGGAAUGUCACACGAGCACUAAGCCCUUUUCCUCAGCAAUGACAAGAAGAUUAAAGGCCAGUUUAAUCUGCAAGACCAAUUGAGGGUAUUGCAUCGCAUUCCGGGCCAAAAUUGCCUUUGUAAAUACACUGGCCAGACUGGAUACCUGCCCGCAUCUCGUGUACACAAGCAUAGGGCACCUGUGUGAUGAGGGGACGAAUUGUCACACCUGCCAAAUUGGUCAAGAGUCCAACUUUGCAGCCAACAAGAUAAUUGUUCAUGCCAGGAGUAAAACAAGCCGAGAAUAGAUUGAAUCCCGGAGCUCAAAUGAGGACUCAGUCACACGAUUUAUUGAUCUGGCGUCCACGCAUAGAGUCCUGUACCAUCGGUCGAUGAUUUUCUCUUUGGCCCUAUAACUGUUGCUUGUUCCGCUGUUGCACUAUCUCGGACGACGGACUCUUUCACAAGUUUCAAAGCCCAGAACAGUGAACAGAUUGUUUCUUUCAUCGACUAUUCUUCAUCUUCGAGUUAUAAGUACAUGUGGACCUCGACGAUUUGCCUCCAUUUGCAAUUUAUGUGCGUAUGCUACUAACCUCUGGGCAACAACCUGGCAGAGUUCCGCAUCAAGCCGCUAGGUACAAUGAGACGUGCAGGUUUCCUUAUACGAUUGAUAACCAUCCCUCUAUCGUGUAGUUAUAUCGCUAAAAUAAGUUGAUUUACUCUAAAAUUAUAAGGCACGUUCUAGGAUAUGGACUCAGUCAUAUGUUGAUCAAAAGGGUUCUAAGUAAUUUAUUGUAACAAACUUCACGUUGAAUGUCAGCACUUGAGGGCAGUUUGGCUUCAGUUGACCCUUGGAUCCGUUCACUUCUCUCAAUUCUAGGCAAUAUGCUCGACGCAAAAGAAGCAUAGCUAAAUAUGCAAUGCAUGUCAUUUGUCCUAACCCUAUUUACGGAGAAUCUGAGAUCCGCAAAUUUUUAACAAAACAUGUACUUAGACACUUGCAUAUAAAUUUGGAUGUUGCGCAUAGGCCCCCUUCCGACGCAAAAUCGUUUUCCUCUUUUUGCAUAUGUUAAUAUUGCUUGGCUGAUUACCUGAGUUGUUUAAGUUUCUUAAUCUGACGGCUCGCAGUUUCUUCAUUCUAAUGGUAAGCGCCCAAAAUCCACGCAUACGUUUUGUAGUCAACGCGUAUAAAUGGACGCAUUUCAGGUUCAUUUAAGACCCUCAGAAUAAAUAUAACACCAAGUUUACGAGCAUUUAAAAGCUAAUAGAGAUUUGCUUGUCAUUUCCACAAACAUCAACGGUUAUGCAGACACUCGAAGCAAAUUCAACAGAAUACCGUGUUUAACUUGGUCUAGUAAUAUAGUUUAUGACAAUCAAUGCUUCAGCAUCCCUCUUAUAGAUAUUCGUACUUGUAUUUCUUUUUAAGUUGUUUUGUAAGGUAUAAAACAUUUAACACAAUCUUUAGUUAAGUGUACGAUGCGUACACGGAAAUAGCAAUCGGCGCAUGGAAUAAACGCAGAAAAAUCAUUGGCAGCACACAUGAACCAUUUAAUAACGAAAAUACAAAAUUUAUUGCAGGCAGUCCUGUACCAUCGUUCGAUGAUUUUCCAUCUUGCCCUGUAACUGUCGCUUGUUCUGUUGUUGUACUAUCUCUGACGACGCACUCUUUCACAAAUUGCAAAGCCCAGAACAAUGGACAGAUUGUUUCUGUCAUCGACUAUUCUUCAUCUUUACUUAUAAAUAUAUGUGGAACUUGACGAUUUGCCUCCAUUUGCAACUUAUCUGCGUAUGCUACUAGCCGCUGUGCAACAACCUGACAGAGCUCCGCAUUAAGCCGCUAGGUACGAUGAGACAAGCAGCUUUCCUUAGACGAUUGACGACCAUCACUCUACUGUCUAGUUAUAUCGCUAAAAUAAGUUGCUUUACCUAAAAGUAAAAGGCACGCUCUAGGAUAUUGAUUCCGUCGUAUGUUGAUCAACAAAAUUCUAAGUAAUUUCUUGUAACAAACUUCACGUUGAAUGUCAGCACGUGAGGGCAGUUUGACUUCAGUUGACCCUUGGAUCCGUUCACUUCUCUCAAUUCUAGGCAAUAUGCUCGACGCAAAAGAAGCAUAGCUAAAUAUGCAAUGCAUGUCAUUUGUCCUAACCCUAUUCACGGAGAAUCUGAGAUCCGCAAAUUUUUAACAAAACAUGUACUCAGACACUUGCAUAUAAAUUUGGAUGUUGCGCAUAGGCCUCCUUCCGACGCAAACUCGUUUGCACCUUUCUAAAUAUGUUAAUAUUGCUUGGCUGAUCACCUGAGAUGUUUAAGUUUCUUAGUCUGGCGACUCGCAGCUUUUUUCAUUUUAAUAGUCAGUGUUCAAAAUCCGCGUUUAUGUUUUGUAGUCAACACCAUGUAUACGAGCAUUUAAAAGCUAACAGAGAUUCGCUUGUCGUUUUCACAAAGAGCAACGGUUAUGCUGACUCUCUAAGCAAAUUCAGCAAAAUAACGUGUGUAAACUGGUCUAUUAUUAUAUUUUAUGCCAAUCAAUACUCCAGCAUCCUUCCUAUUGAUCUUCUUACUUGCACUUCAUUUAAAGUUGCUUUGUAAGGUAAAGAACGUUUAAAACAAUCUUUAUUUAAGUGUAAGAUGCGUACACGGAAAUAGCAAUCGGCGCAUGGAAUAAACGCAGGAAAAUCAUUGGCAGCACACAUUAACCAUUUAAUAACGAAAAUACAAAAUUUAUUGCAGGCAAUAAAAGUGAGAUACUCACAACUCAAGUAUUCAAUUACCCAUCAUUUAGGGGAAACGUAGCAUUAAACGAAAACAGGAAAGAGAAUUAAUAGCUACGGCAUGAAGAAGGCACAAAAUAAAAAGAAGAUGUGGUAAGCAGAGCAUACAUGGAGUUAAAGUUUUUCAAUUACACAGGACACCGUUUGUCAUAAAAAGCCAACGCCUCCGACGCGCAGCCAGGGUAAAAGUGGGAGGAGGGUCUGGUCGCCGCUCCUUUUUUGUCGGUUUUCCGCUUUUACUGCUUCGACCUACUGCGUUCGGCAUACGCGAUACCGCUUCCGGGUCUUGUGCCAUUCUCUGGAGCUGCGACGAAAAUUAUGAUCCAAGAAAGAUGAUACGUCCUGUCCUCCAUAAAUUUACUUGCGCAUAAGUUAUGUUCACCACGUCCGGUAGGCUGACGGAAACAGAUAGAUGACUUUGGUAGUUUUCUGUUGGGCCUUUUAAUGCCUUCACCCAGCACCGUAAAUUGCAGCUUCGUCUUUAUGCUCAUUUCUAACUGUGACGGAACUGGACGGGCCAAUGAUGACCUUAUAGGGUUUUUUUAACGAACUGUGUCACCAUGCUGUGGGUUACUUUUCACUUUGUCCCUCUGCCCAAAUCAGACUUUCUGUUUUCGUCGAAAUCACAUACCUCGAGGGGGUUUGUCCAUAUCUGCGUUUUUAAAGAUCCCCGUACUUCGCUGUGUGAUAGAAUACCGGCAUACAAAGCGCUUACAUAUCUCCUCGUGUAGCAAUGAUUAUUUUCUGUCAGUGAACAAAAGUUUCCGUAUAAUGUUCUACGUGCCUUUUGCAUCACUAUGUUCGUAAACAUCUAUGGGAAUGUGAAAGCUUUUUUCGAAUUAUUGCGCGCGGUCCCACCCGAUUUAUGUUGACGUAUCACUACUUCACCCGUGUUUGCUUACACAGUCACACAGACGACUGUUGCGAAGCCGCAUACAUGCAAUUAGCACUUUCAGGGCACUUCGCUCAAAAUACACUAGAGUACUCCAACAGGAAUCAUAAUGGGGUUGCGUGAGUGUAGAGGACUGCAUUUGCCUCUUGCAACGAGCAGGUGCGUCGGUGGCUACCAUGUUGUGUUUAAAAAAGCACAUAUUAUUGGGCGUGCCGAAAAAUGUGUAGCCAGUUGACGGUUAAGGUCUAGUAACAGGAUUUUGCUUUUCGGCAUAUCGUGAAACCGACUUGUAAUACUACCUCCUAUAUUUCCUGGCCCGAAUAAACGGUCUAGCGGACAUAAACAUGAUGAAUCAAGACUGAAAUGCGACAGUUUACUUGCCUAUAUUAGAUAGUUUGUACUUUUAUAAGAUUGUCAAAAUUCCACUCUGAAUAAGGACCUAGCAAAGGACAAAUCGAAAAAAUCUUCCUCCCCAUAAUCUAUUUUUAUAUUGUAGUUCGAAGUAAAACCGACACCAGUAGAAAGGAGGGAAGUCAUGUCGUUGCUGACGAACGUGAGUUGACAAUUAUAUAUGAAAUUUUAUCUUGAUGUAAUUUCUUAAUGAAUGUCGUGUCUAAAACAAAAUUCUUAUCUUUUGCAAUUUAAAAGUUCUUUGAAGUUCAGGCACAUUUGAUUAGCAAUUUUGGCGUUGUCCCAAGUUUGGUUUUAAAGUAUCCGCACUGACUUUCAAGUGGCACAAAUUCCUCGUUUACCCGAUUUUUUAUAGAUGCAUUCACUUCCCUAUUAGUGCCGGAUAUAAGGUGGGACGUAGGUCUUAUGUUUGGAAGCCUAACUUAAAAUCAGCAUACCUGAACUUUGCAUGUCUGAUAAAUGAAACAUGCCGUCUUAUCAUGAUUCAACAAAAAACAUGUCCUACAAUUUGACUCACAGGCAAAUUUGUUCAUUGUGUGUGGAAAGAUUUUCAACGACGCGCCGUAUCACAGGCUCUGUAUUGCAAAACGAAACACAUCACGGUAAAUCUAAAGAAGAACAAACAUAGUGUGGAUAUUAAAAUAAAUUCUUAUUUGCUGUUAAUUUUGCCUGUCUGAUAAUGGCGCCAAAGCCACAACCAGUUUCUUAGAGCUCUCCUAAUUUUUGCGACAGUAAUUCAAAAAUGUUCUUAAUUCUAUUCCUUGAAAAGGGAUGCAGACAGAUGGAACUUUAACUUCUAACUACGCAAAUGUAUUUUGCAGGUGGUACUAAUUUUUGACAACUAGGAGUACCGACAGAAAUUAAUUGCACAGUCAUACCCAAUGCAAAACAUUGAUGUCUAUCCCAUAGCAUACUGUAUUCUAUCCGUUUAAUUCAUAAUCCGGUUAUAUUGAAGACCAAAAAUCAGAUAUUUUUUUAAGCAGACAUUGUUUCACCACAAAAGGAACAUUUGCGUGUACAUGUCCUUGCGGUCGCAUACCACUGCCUGUUUAGACUGGUAAACGUCACUACUAGUUUUACCAGUAGCCACAGAAUGAAGAUAUCUCAAUCGUGAUUUCCAAAGCAACGCGCUAUUUAAAGUUCGCGGAAUCUUCUUUAAUUAUAUUUGGAAAAGUCUACUGCAAAAAUGAAUCCAGUAGGGCGAGCAGGAGUUCCGAGCACACAGUUAAUAAUAGCGUUUCCAAAAAGGCGCUAGUUUGCUGUCCAUUUGGCGGGUAUUUGCGGCACUCUUUGGAGAUAUCGACUACCCAAAUAAAUAGGCAUCUUUACUUACAACGGAUCUUCGCACAUCUGUUUAUAUAGGUAUCUCGUUUUCAGUACAUUGGGAGACAGACCUUUAUAGAAAUUAAUCUGGUUUGUCGGUUCAUGCGGUUCACUACUCCGAUUUGCCCUCGAAAGCGGCAUUUAACAUAAUCAUUCGAUAGGCUGAGUAGUUGAGGUGGAAGCAGUCGCAUAGGUUUUUUCUGUUUUUAAAGUGACGGGCCACUGGGCGAGUUGGCCAUUUGUCAAGAUUACAAUGAAUGUCAGGGUAGGUUACCAGCCAAUGAUAUAUUGCUUGUGACUGUUAGACGACUUUUGUUUUAGAUGACUUCAGAAAGACGUCCAGGAUGGCCAAAGAUUUCUUUUGAUUACGUGACGGACGGCAAACUACACCAACGACAGUUACGAUACUGCGCUAAAUACAUAUGAUUUGGUAUUCGGAAGGCGGUUGCACGCACGCUAAAGCCAUUUUAAGACAUACGAGUUUGUGGAUUUCCACCGGAAUGAAUUUCUAAUAACUAACAUGUUUGAAAUUCGCACACUUUUUGCUCAUAUAGAAAUGUCCACAAGCAUUUCGCCGGUAGUAAUCAGAAGUACCUAAGAUGCCUGCAUCGAGUUGCAGACAUCCUCUUGUGUCCUCAUUCGUUCAUUUAGGAGAUUAACAUGCUGGCUGUCUUUAUAGCACGUUUUAUGCCUCAAAAUACUUAGAAGCUUUGCAAAAGGACUGGUAAAAUUAUGCUAUUCUUAUUAUUAACGACCUACAGUAAGUUGGCCAAAAGAAAUUCCGAAAUGCCGUUUAUUGUCCUAAAGAUUAAUCAAGCAGAGUCGUAAAACCAAUCCUUUUGCAGCAAAAUCCUAUAAUAUUUUAGUUACCCCAGGACACUGACCUUCGAACAAACUUCUUUUUAGCUGCAUCAAAAAACCAUACUCUGUAAAAAAUGGCUGCAAACUUAGCAUGCAUUUUUUUCAUUGAUUUCCUAUGCCCUUAAAAAUUCAAUUGUAUCUCAUAGAAAACAUGCAUAAAAUCAUUCAGCAUUCUGCUCAUUCAGUAGGGAACUACGCUUUCUUCCAAUUUUAAACUCCAAGGAUAAGUUUAUUUCGAUUUUUUAAAACCUUUCCUAAUCCCAAAUAAUUUUAAACCAAAGCGGCUGUUUCAUUUGCAUUCAGGGUUCCUAAACUACAAGCUGUAUCAUUUACGCUUACGAAAAACCAUAUAUUUCUCCACAGUAUAAAUGGGAAACUAUAUAGUGUUCAUAAAAUUAAGCAUUGGCUUUGAGCCACAUUGUUAACCUUACAAGUAUCUACCAGAACACACACGGGGAAUGCUGGAGGCCCACUGACGAGCCGAAACACUCGUACUUACGCCAUGCAGCGGCAAAACAUCAAAGAAGCACGUGUGUGUAGGCUUUUUGCUAGUACUUUUGUUGUAAGAAUGGAAAUGUCUUACCCUACAGUAUACUACUAGCAGCCUGUCGGCAUUUAAUGAAUAUUACGCGGCUAUGCGCUGUGAUUGAUAGACAUCGGCCCAAAUAUUCGUAAAUGAAAACUUAAGUCUGAGCCUAUAGGCCUUAAAUAUAUUGAUCUACUCCAAGUUCGUUGUUAAUUUCUAAGGAAAUGAAAAAGCUACCAAAACCAAAAUCCUACUUGUUUGUCGAUGGCUAUGUUGCGGACGUUGGUCAAUAACCGUGAAUUCCUUCGAUAUAAAACUUGGGGAUUCAGAAGAGUGAAUACGACUCACAAAUCAGUUAUUUAGACAAAACGCUUAUUACAAACACUUUCUCGUAACUGAUAAACACAGACUGACUUAACUCCAUUUCCAGUACCUUCUGGCAUCCGUGGUUGCCAACCGGCUUAGCAACUCAUUAACAUUAGCAUUCUGUUGCAAUUCAUAUCGCUGAUUCGUGCAAAACGCCGGAAUAUACUGAGGCAACUCAUAUAUUUAAAUUGGGACAUUUUUUUUCAAGCAUUAUCAAAGCGCAUGGAAAGCCAACUGCGUUGUGACAUUCACUUUUAAGUGGCAAAUAUUCUCUGCCGGUGAUUGGAAAUAUGCGCAUCAAAAAAUCAGCAGUUAGAUGUGCUAAAACGGAGAUUGGAACGCUAUGAUGAUCCAUUUGAAUGUAAAUUUAAUUUUUACCACGUUAUAUUAGAAAGGGCACAGGAGACUUCAAUUACCGUAAUCAGGGAAAUCAUGGAGAUGGCUACUGCAAUACCAUUUUUUUAAUUAUUUGAAUAAAACAAUUAGUUAGCUGACCCGGAGACCUGUGUCGCGUUGUCUGCUGCCUAAGCCCAAAAUGAAAAUCAGGAGAAAAAAAAUCACUUAUGAGAUGCGGCUAAUAGCUAAUGGUAUAGGUGAAGGAACAAAAUAGACAGCUCAGGUUAGCAAAAGUAAGAGAACCGGGUCGGUAAUCUGAGGAGAAUGAAUUGCUCACCGGAUCGGGGGACUUUUCUGGCUGACGUUUCGAAGAGCUGGGGCUGCUCUCCAUUGUCAAAGCGUCAAGUGAAAAAAUCGAUCAGCUUUUUUGAAUAGACUGCCGCAUUAGUUGGCCCUGGGCUGAUCGAUUUUUUUCUUCUCUCGCUGCCUUGGCCUACUGGCCGUCGCCUGUGAAUGUUGGUGGCCUCCUGUAAUACGUGUCGUCACCUCAAUUGGGGUUGGUAGCGUUUGCGUUUCCCUUUUGGGUGAAGUGGUCGACAGGCCGUGUUUGCUCGGCAUUCUUAGGCUUUGUGUGAUUGUCUUGCCUUCGUCACGGUGUAUGCAGUGACGUAGGACUUUAUAGGCCGAAGGAAGGUCUAGAUGCCUGUUGAUGGAGUUGGCAUCUGAGUACCAAGCCUCAAGUGUGAGACGCUCAGUCCUUGAGUUACCCCUGCCUAAGACGGCUGCUCCUUGAAAAUCAAAACUGUGACCAGUUUCCCCGAUGUGAGCCGCAAGCUGUGAGUUUGGGUCUAGUCUCCGUGUCGCCAGUUUGCAAUUUCCGCCCGGUUUUCCCAACGUAGUUGCAGUCUCCAUCCUUACAACGUAUUUGAUAGACAACUGCUGAGGUUUCAGUGGGUGGCAGUAUGUCUUUGGGUUGCAUCAAACAGCAACGAAUUGUUGCUUGGGGUCGAUGGGCAAUACCUACCCUGGCGGGUUGUAGCAGUCUUUAAACCGCCUCGGAGGCUCCUUUUAUGUAAGGAAUAGCCCUCUAGACUUCGGGUGGUUUUUCUUGUGGCCGUCGUCUGUUCACUCGGCGCUUGCUUUGCUUGAUGAAGUGGCUUGGGUAUCCAUUGGUUCGAAAGAGAUCAUGCAGAUACUGUCGUUCAACUCUUUUGUCGGCUGGUGUGCUGCAGUGUGUUUCAACUCUUUGGAACAGAGUACGGACACAGCUGCGUUUGUGAGAGAGGGGGUGAUUGCUGUUGAAGUGCAGUAUUUGUCUUGUGUUUGUGGCUUUUAUGAAAACGGUAGUUUGUAAUUGUCCAGUUGCACUACGACGCACAAGGACAUCGAGGAAGAAAAGUUGGUUGUUUGUUUCGGCUUCCAUCGUGAAUUGGAUAUUCUGGUCAACCGAGUUCAGUAAUUCUUUAAGGUGCUCCACGUCAGAUGAUCUGACAAUAGCGAAGGUGUCAUCGACGUAACGAGCCCAAAACUUUGGUUGAUACUUGGUGAACACCAAGUGUUCUAUCCGUUGAAGAACCACUUCAGCCAUCAGCCCUGAUAUGGGGGAGCCCAUAGGGGUGCCUUUGAUUUCUUCAUGCAUUUGUCCACCAAAGGUGAAAUUUGUUUUUAGGCAAUAGCGUAAGAGCUCCAUGAGAUGUUCAGUCUUCAGGGGAUUGUCGCUCUCGUUGUAGCGAUCAACCAGGAGUUGUCUCACAACGUCAAUCGCUAGUUGUUGUGGAAUGGAGGUAAAAAGUGAAACGACAGCAAACGAUACCAUGGAUUCAUCUGGCUCUAGUUUCAGAUGUUUUAAACGUUGAAGGAACUGAUUAACAGAGGCCACUGUUGUUGGCGAUCCUUCUGCCAGGAACUUAAGACGAGCAAACACCCAUGUUGCCAAACCGUAUGUAGGAGUACCACGUAGGGAGACGAUGGGUCUAAGAGGUAUGUUAGCUUUGUAUACCUUCAGAAGACCGUAAAACCGCGCAGUGGCAGAGUCAGAGGGUUUCAUAAGAAACCAAUCUUUAGCUGUGAUUGCUCCAUUCGUUCCGAGUUUUGCCAGGCUUUUGUUUAUUUAAGUAGGCAGAUUUUUCAUCAUCAGCCCAGGACCAACUAAUGCGGCAGUCUAUUUAAUAAUGCUGAUCGAUUUUUUUCACUUGACGCUUUGACAAUGGAGAGCAGACACAGCUCUUCUAAACGUCAGCCAGAAAAGUCCUCCGACCCGGUGAGCAAUUCAUUCUCCUCAGAUUACCGACCCGGAUCUCUUACUUUUGCUAACCCAAGUGCCCAUUAUUACUGACACUCGCUCAGCCGAUAUGCGAUUACACCGUUAACAGGACUGGUGUUUGAUACACCUACAAAUGACUGUACGUGCACAAGAAUUCCGUAAGAAUGAUCAGCGAGUCAUAAAUACUGUAAGUUCUUCAGUUUGUGGCCGAUGUUUUCCUCUUCAAACUUGAAAGAAUGGCUGAAUACCGUCGAUGGAACCAUAUGCUAACAGCCAACGCCAUCUACCGACAGAUGAUCCGCAUUUAGUCCUUCACAUUGUAUGUCAUCUUUCUUCUCUUGCGGUUUAUUUGUUCAAACGUGAACUACGCCGGAUCGCGGAAACGGUUUCGUGCCAUCCUGUUACUCUGGUGUAUUUUUGGCAUCCUGUUGUUGCAAAUGGGUUCCUUUGGUCAUUGUAGCUUAUAACUUAAACUGAUGCUAGCAGACGCUGGACAGUUUUCGAGGCCUUCUUGACGGACAGGAGCGCUUGCCAAAAAUUAGGUCCGGUACAUAUUGUAAUUUCGAAAACCUGUCUUCUCGUUCAUUACAAUGCGUCUCAAAGCUAGAACGUGACUGCGAAAAACUUGCGGCCUGUUAAUGUGGCUGUUAACGAUCAGUUUCCUUGUAAUCCAUAGUCAGACACCGGGCAGAUUUUUCACAAUCCAAGAUCAGAUCACAAUUUCAUAGCUAAAAGGACAUGCAGAACAUAGGAAUAAACGAUAAUACAAUGUUUCACAAAAUGGACAACAGGUUGUCAAAGCGAAUUUUGCAGGAUAUACUGACCUUGUGCAGGAGCCAUAGUCUUUCUAUACCUGAAAUUGUACGCAUAAUUAUAUUUUGCUAGUCAAAAUCCCAUCUUAGACAUAAAUAACUAACCCUAAGUAAUCACCAUUUUUGAUACAUGUUGCCUGCUGAUAUAUAUGUCGCCUGCUGAUAUAUAUGUAUAUAUAUAUAUAUAUAUAUAUAUAUAUAUAUAUAUAUAUAGUGUUAGGGGGCGCUCACCGAUCAUUCAUACGGAACUCACUCGUUCCGUUGUGCCUUAAGAGCUCUCUCUCGAGCCCAACCAGCAGCCGCACAGCGGCGCAUGAUACAUAGGCAGAAUAACAUUACCGGGCUUGGGUGUGGCUGGCUGACGACGGCUAAUAAGCCAGAAAUGGCCAUUCCAGUCUCCCUUGUCUUUGUCGGUAAUGUUAUUCUGCCUAUGUAUCAUGCGCCGCUGUGCGGCUGCUGGUUGGGCUCGAGAGAGAGCUCUUAAGGCACAACGGAACGAGUGAGUUCCGUAUGAACGAUCGGUGAGCGCCCCCUACCACUGUAUAUUCCCGAUCGAAAAACCGACAAGGCAACGGGCUCGUGGCCCGGUGAGUAGAGGCGUUGACUUCUAAAAAACCAACAGGUCGCGAGUUCGAGGCUCGGGUGUUCCACACUUCGGGCUUGGGUAUGGAUGGCUGACGACGGCUAAUAAGCCAGAAAUGGCCAUUCCAGUCUCCCUUGUCUUUGUCGGUAAUGUUAUUCUGCCUAUAUAUAUAUAUAUAUCUGCAUGUGCACAAUGAUCCGUUGCUUUCCUGCAAUGGAUGCUUAAAAACUACGUUCAGCUGAAGGGCUUAUGGCCCAUCUGACUGAUGCAAGUUUACGAUUCUCAUUCCAGGCGGGCCUCCAGUUUCAACGAACUGAAGGGAUAUGACGUAGGACUUGAUCAGCACUCUUGAUAGAGGUCGUAACAUUGUUUUCCUUCCAGUAUUAUUCGGAGAUGCCAUACAUAGUCUCCCUAUGGAAAAUACAUAACAUUUUUGGUGGCCAAACAUUUAAAUAAACUUGAUGAAAGUAGAAUUUACAUGCUUUUAAAACAGACAGCACUUUCAUUCCAUUAAAGUAUGUACUGCAGUCGCCAUGACGGAUUCCAUUAGUCUAAUUUCUUGAUGAUAUGCUUUAUUGGAGGGCACGCAGCUGGGUCAUACAGUUGGUGACCUAACUGAUGAAAUAAGAUGAGAUAUACCUGCCGGUAUCAGUGUCGGUGUAUUUCAGGGAAAGUAGGUGUGUCCCUUUGAAAUAUCUAUUAGUUACAUGCAGAAGAAUCAUAUGGAGAAAAUGUAAAGGGAAUGACAUGGAAGAAACAUAAAGGGAAUCAUAUAAACUGUGCAGAUGAACAUAUAAUUUCUUGUGUUAACAAAAUUUAAAGACAUAUAAACUAGGUUUGUUGAUUAAAUGUAACAGACAGUUGGAACACAAUUAAGAUAAGGAAAAGGAGUAAAUUUUUAAUUGUACUGGCGGUGGCAUCGCUAUAACACUAAAUUGUCAACGUUAGUAUCAAGGUGGCUGUAGUUCAGCGCUAUUGUGGUGCGCGCUCCAAUUUUGAUCUAGCCUCCGUUUAAAACUCUCCACGAAUCCCGACAUAACAACAUCCUCAGGCAAAACAUUCCAACCUGCAACCACUCUGUUUGAGAAGAUGAACUUUCGUGUGUCUAGUUGGGCACCAGUCACACGUAGUUUGAGUGGAUGGCCUCCCAGGUUAAUCGUAGUCGUCAACUCGAAGAAGUCUUCAGAGACAGCAGUCCCGGCUGCGCACGGCGCCGACAGUUUGUAUCAGGUCCCUACAUAGAUGUUUGUAAAUCAAAGGAAAGAGGUCAAGAUUAGCUAAUCGUGUUGCGUAGGGUAGUGACAACUGUCCAGAUACAAGUUUCGUCGCUCGACUUUGAACUUUUUCGAGUAUGCCGAGGCCUUUAACGGUCUAGGGUCUCCAUACUUGGACAUCAAACUCCAGAUGCGGGCGCACAAAUGUUCGAAAGACCUUGGCAAAACACUCUUCAUCAAAGGAAGGGAACGCCCGUUUGACGAGGUAUGGAAUGGACAUCGGCGACUUGUCUACUUUCGAGCAUUGCAGCGAAGGCUUAAAAGAGGUAACGAUCCAUACACCAAAGCCCUCCGGAGCGUCGACUUCUUGCAGGGAUUUGUCAGUCAGACGGUAGACCGUGCGGUUAUGAGGACUAGUUCCGCUGACGCGUUAAGCGAUAGAAGCCAGUGUUUUGACCAUUGCGGCCUAGAUUUUACGAGGCGGCCUAGAUUUGCCUGCAGUCGCGCCUCGACAACUUCGCUUCGCACGGUACUCCAGAUCUCUGUGUCAUCAGCAGACAUUGCGGCAUCUCAAUCCAGUUCGUUUGCGCAGUCGUUGGCGUAUACGAGGAAUAGUGUAGUGCCAAGAACAGAGUCUUGGGAAACACCACUUCUAAUGGCAACCUCGGCAGAUUGCUGGUCACUGACGUGGACGGCUUAAGAAAGACCGAGUAAAAAGCUUCGAAUCCACAUCAGAGGCUCAACUCGCACUCCUAAAGCACUACGUUUUUAUAGAAGGCGGUGGUGGGACACCCCGUCGAAGACCCUUUUGAAGUUGAUAUAGAUGGCAUGCACCAUCUCUUCUCAAUCAACAACCCGAGCUCAGUGUUCUAGACUGUAGAGCAAAUUUUUCACACAGGAUCUGCCUUUUUGGAAUCGGAAAGCAGUUGGUUUUGUUCAAGGAACUGCACUAAUCGUUGCCUUAUUAUUUUCUCCAUAAUCUUGCAGCAAAUGAAGUUGAGACUGACAGGUCUGUAAUUAUUCACAGAGACCCGACUUCCGCCCUUGUAAAGUGGCGUAAUCCACGCCGACGUCCGUUCGGGUGGCCGAUAUCCGGUCUCGAAGGAUGUAUGGAAAAGCAUGGAGAGUGGUUUAGCCAACUCACUGGCGAAUGCCUACAAAAUCCUGCGGGAAUCUCACAGGACCUAGUGAUUUUGAUUCUAUUAACUUCAUAAACUCCGCCAGAACUGAACUGUCUACAUAAUUAUGGUGUCAUCGAAGGGUUGAAGGGCCGAAGAGAUGAAUCUUGUUUCACUAUAAAAGCAAACCAAAACAUUCUGAAAGGUGAUCAGCUUUCGCUCUGUCUUCAGUGAGAUGUUCGCCUUCAGCAGUUUUUAGCAGUGAUAUUGGGUUCUCUUUCCGCGUGCACUGCUUCGUGUAGUCAUUGAAUAAUUUAGGGUUCUUUGCGGCAAGGUUAAGCAGAUCCCAUUCGAAUUCCGUUCUAAUUUUGACGAAAUAGUCCUUGAGUCGAUUUCUUUGAAUUUUGUACGCACAUAUAGAUAUGGCGCCCCUGCCAGAAAGCAACGUUUUCCACAGUAUUCAUUUCUUAAUCACUCCAUUCUUCAAGGCUUGCGUAAGUCAUCGAGUUGUGCUAGUUUACCUCUUCCAUGCAACCGGAAAGUGGUUUGCGAUCAGCUUGUGCAGCAUUUUUCGAAACCGUUACCAGUCUUCGAGUAUGCUUCCAACAAAUACGGACUUCCACUUAAUGCGUGAAAUGUCAGUCCUCAUUUGGUCGAAAUCCCCACAACGAAAGUUUAUUCUAAUUGUUGUGGGUGUCUCACGCGUGAAAAAAGCGAGCUAUUCCAUGAUUGCUAAUCAUUUGCAAACUGGCUCUAAUUCACAGACCCAGUUUCCAUAUUGAUAAAAACACAUUUAAUGAAAGUAAAAACGCAAAUGAAAUUUUCAACAUAACGUAUCGUCCUUAGAAGUGCCAAUCUAUUCGGAAAUGCAGGAAAUCCGCACGUGUCAAAAAUAUUCGUAAGGGAGUACAUUUCGGUUUGGACGUACUGAUCAUCUAACCAUGUAAAACAACCAAGUAAAAAUUGAGUAACAUAGAAUUAUGUUCAGCAGUAUCGUGCUUCUGGAGUUCCCAUUUAGAUGCGUAUUAAGAACUACUUUAGUGUCAAUAUAUUUUUAUUGGAAUCCCGUGUACUUUUUGCGAUUCUACAGAGACUGAGAUACGGUCUCGUGAACCAAAUAGGAGUUCGCUUGGUUUUGCCGAUUGUGAUGUCAGAGGGAUAACAGUUUCCGUAAGGUCAUAUGCCGCCAGGUCGGUUGGUGACUAAUGGGUUAAAUAGAUUUGGCAAAUGUAGUCGUAAUAGAACCCUGCUUGAACCUGAUGAAAACUUUUCUCCCGUGAAAUUAAUGCGCACUUUUUCUUUGUCCUGGAUUGUGUUGACUUUCAGGUCAGCCUUGAAAUAUCACUAAAUACUUCAGGAUUUUUUAUGUUUUAAGUCCGUUGUGCAUAAAGCCGGGUAAUAUAUUUAUGCUUUAUAAAGUAGUUAUAAACUUAGCAAGUCAGAUAUGAUGGCAUCCAUACCAACUGACCAGCAUUAAUUAUAUCAUUUUCUGCCUAGUGUCCAAGUUGUUUUCUUGAUAAAAUUACCCUAUACCUUUUUAGUCGUAGUGGCUACUUAAAUUUAAGGCAUCUUCCAGCCGUUCAUGCAUGCUGCAGUUAUGAAGAACCGAAAUUAAUUGAUUAAAACGUGGUCUUCGCAAUCUAUGAUUAUCAAGAUAAUCGAAAAAGACGGUUCUCGAAAAAGUCUGCCCGUUCUAAAAUAAAGUUGGGGAGAGAAUUUUGUGAACUCUUCGAUUUUGCACCUUCCCAGUCAACAGGCAGUGAUUCUACGCAUAUGGAAACCCGUUUGUUUUUAUUUUUGUACUUACUGCGUUUUGGUUACUACAUACUAUAACCAUAAGAUGUUACAAACUAUUGAUUUGGCAACAUACUAUUUUGACAAAUGGCUAAUACGGUAACUACAUAUUAUUUUAAGUGUUUAUUAGUAAACCUUUAGUCGUCUCAAUAGCACUUAAAAAUAUAAUUUGAUUGAAAGUGUCGUUAGCGUUCUUGACGACUCUUCUAAGACUUUAUGCGUUUUUAAGAUCGGCGGGUAUACUGGGGUAAUCGAUUGACCUGUGAUUCUGUUACAUUUAGCUGCGCGGUUUAAAAGGUGGACUGCCCGAACAAGAAUGAAUUUCGGUUUUAAAUUAACCUGAUUUUAUUCAUCAACUCUUACUUAAUUCACACAAGUCAACAUUCAGUAUGACAGAGGUCGUUUGGCUAACUGUUUCCAAUUUAUGCUAAUGUCCUCCGUUGAGAAAGCCCGUGUUAGCAGGUGGCUGCGUUUUUGGUAUAUGUUAGCAGGAAAAAUGACUAAAUGUGACGGUGAGUUAAUUCCCCUUCAAAUAUGCAUGCUUCUAAUUACUGGUACAUAGAGGCACAUUUUGCGUACAACCAGGCAAUUAGGAAGCGCGAUGAGAUCAUUAGCACAAGUCGAAGUUUCUAAUGUGCCCUGGACAGGUCACAUUUAUUUUGGUAAUCACGCAGUAAGUGUAACUAUUCAGUGUGCAUACUAGAUACAGAUAUGCUCUGGCGUUUAACAGACAUGUACAAUGAAAGGAAACAUGUGAUAACGCUCAUUUGUAACCUUUGCCAUUUCCAGUUUUUAUAGCUCAUACUGAAAUCCACUUGGAAACGGGCUUUUCAGGGUUAGUCUAACCAUAGCGGAUAUGGUUAAACGACCAGACAAACACGUCUGAAAUACGCCUAAGCAUUUUGUCCGUCUCUCCCAAGUCUUUAGGUGGGUCGAUAAUAGGAUAAACAGGGAAGCUAAAUAUUCCUGAGCAUACUUUAUCAUUGUUUUUAUGAUCACACUGUUUCCUUGUCUACAUUAUUUCGUAAACUGUAAAAAUAUUUGGUAUCUGUAGUCUUUGUAGGAACAUGAAGAUGAAAGUAUUUAAGCUUUUUUUCAUUUAUCUCAAGUUUGUCGAUCGGCGACUACUGGGACUUACAAAAAUUAAGGCCAUUUUAAUGUGUUUCGGCGAAAGAUUCGCAAGGUUUCCGGCGGAAUAAAUUAUUUAUCGCAAGGGAUUAUUGAGUUGACAUUGAGUCAAAGGCAGUAGUUCCCAAAGAUCGGCCAGAUUUAUCUUUCAGACAAGAAGGAAACGCAAGAGAUUUAGAUUCCUUGGAAUUGGCGACGAAAUAUGUUUUCACAAUUGCCAUUAGUGCUUCAAAAUCAGUCGCUUUUAAAUUUGUGUCUUAAAUAACAGAAAGUUGGAAAUUAAUUUUCUAUAAAAUAAAGUUAGAAAUGAGAUGACUUUUUUCCGUUUUUUUCUAAAUUGUUCAACGACUUUCAAAUUUAUACAUGCCAUCGGCGUUUAAAGAAGUUUACAUAUUUCCCUUUGUUUAUUGUUAACGAAAUCAAACUGGGUGUGUGCACUCGUUCUAUACAUUGUACCGCUGGCUGUAGGAUUCUGAAAAAAAUGUCUUGUUCUUUUGAAAAUCCGAGAAAUAUCCUUAUAUUACAAAGCCCAAUGAACCGAUAUAGUGCAAGACUUAAGAAAAUAGUAGGAUCAUACCAGGAGCAUGCAUAUUUUCUAUACACAUUCAAUUGAAAAUAAACACAGGAGGCUUACAAAAAGAAAAUUAAACGCUAAAAUAUUAAAGUUAUAUUGACUGUAGUAGUUCAAGUUUCAUCAUUCCAAGUACUGCCGUUUACUACCUAGAAUUUGCAUCCUACCAGCCGAUGGUUGUAAAAAUGCCGGAAACGGAUAUUUAUGCCUCUCGACCUUCCUAGUGAUUACCUACAGUUACUAUUUAUACAGCUUCUAUCCUGAGUCCAAAAAUGGAGCCCACGAAAAAAUAAAUUGUUUCAAGACCUUUACAAUUCCGAUAUAAUCGACUGCCUUCAGUUUACCGAGAUUAUGUGACGCAGCCUGCCCCACUGGGCUGUAUCAGUUGCUUAGGCCAGAGAGUUAAACUGUAUUUGUGCGGUUUAAUCUCGGAGACUCCUUCCGGUUUCUCUCCACGCAGUUUCCACCAGACUCUUAUUUGACUCUAAUGCCGACGCCUGUAGGCUUAACCUGUUCGUAAGAAACAUAAUCUGACGGGCAUAGCAUUAUGGUACAUCAGCGUAUGAGGCUAGUUAGACUGCGCAUUUUAUAGAAAAGCAAGUCCCAAAGUAUUUCACAUACCUCAGAUAUAUGCUAUUUACAGUGGGUUUAAUGUGUCCCACAGACGAUAGAAGGGUGAACAGAGAACAACUGGAAGACUGGUGAUUUCAGUAUCACAUAUUCCUCCUACAAUGAUAUGGCUGGAGGCGUUAUCUUAAUAAAUCACUGAGACAUUGGAAGACUUAUGAAACCUCGGUGGAUACUUCGUUAUAUGCACUCUUUGGUAAAUCUAAUGUCCCCGUACCCGGGAACUCGCAAUUAAAUGUGGCAUGGUGCUAUUUCCAUUAAAGGCAUAGCAAGAAAAAAUCCCUGACAUAAUAAGUUGCAUGGCAACUUAGUCUUCGCUUAUAGUUAGCCGAUAUUUUUAUUUUAUUGAACGGACAUGGUGUUAAUACAAGAGCCAUCUUGAUGGAAAUUUGAAUCCGUGAGUAUUUUAAUCAUACUAAAGUGCAGUCUCGCAUGUCUACGUUUACCAAUUGAGUCAAAAGGUGCCGAAUUUUCUUUUAAACUAUAUGUUAUGCUGAGUAAGGGAGAGCUAACAUAGACUAUUUUUCUUCGACUAAACAACGUCUUUUAUUAAAAAACGUGGGCCACGAUCCUGACACGUGCUUAAACGUGCAAGUACAGGUGCUUAUCUUGCUUAAGACAUUCAGUUACAACAUAACCGACCUUUUAAAGUUAUGCUUUUUGAAGUUACUAGACAAAUAUUUUACUUUGUAUUAAUCGGAUUAUUUAUCUUUUACUUACUAGGUGGAUGAAUAUGGCAUCACGCCCAACUUUUAAUAUUCAGAAGCAUUUUGCAAAAGGUGCAAAUCUACGGGGCGUUUGCUAUUCAAUAUUAAUAAAAAGGUCUCAUUAGAACGACCUCUUGAUCUGGUUCGGAGCUCCAGGUUUAUCAUUGGUAUCAUGGUUGUUUGUGUUUGCAUCGACUCUGUGAAAUGAACUUAGAUACCCAUGGUGUUGGAUCUGGGGCAUAUUUUUGGACCAAUAUUCCACCUUUUGAUACAGAUAAUUUUGUCUCUUAAUAGAAGCAGUAACAAGAUUAACUAUUUACAAAUAUACUUUUAUUUUGUAAACCUUUACGGACUGGUAGGCUAAAAUUUACGGGGCUUGACACAGCUGGAUCGAAUUUCGUUUGCCUAAAAGCGGUAGAGACUGGAAUUGCAUGCCUUAACUGUACGACUUUGCAUCACUAUAUUGACUUCUAGUCUAUAAACACAGUGUCCGUUAGGCAUUCAUACUGGUUGAGAAUCGGGUUUAUCUUCAAAUAUUCCCACUUUUUCCUUCAAUUGGUUAAAAACGCCAAACAUACAAAUAGCGUUUGAGGUACAUUUCUGGUAAAUAAGAGGGAUAAAGUUAGUCGAUUUAACGCGACAAAAAGACCGGACGUGUGCAGCGUCCUAGAGGAAGACAAAAACAAAUGCAUCUAUGAGUAUGAGCAUGACGGCGCAUGUUUAAUAACUUGUUGAACUCAUGUAAUAGUAGUAAUGAAUUGAUAGCCAUUAAUUAAUCAGUGGACGUGCAAAAACAGUGUUUACUCUGUAAGAAAUAUUUUAAAAGAAAUAAUAAAUUCAGUGGUCUUUCUUAACUGGUGGCGACGAAUAUGAUAGGACAGUUAUUUUGUUGUCCCUGGCUUUGUUAUUUAAAUGUCUACUUCAGUAUCGACCGUCUGAUGAGCAAAAAUUUCAAUUUCUUAAACCCGUGUGUUCACGCUUGUCCUUUGCCUUCUGCACGUAUACUUUGUCUUUGCGGGGCUCAUACACUACUUGAAUCCUCCCUGUGUUCUUUAACGCUGUCCUCUGCAACUCCGUGCUAUCGACUGGCGCAAAGUACUACAUUUGGGGCUGAAAGAACAAAUCAAAUUGCUCUCCACAUAAUUUUUUUUAUCAUCGAAAAUGGUCCAUUAACGGCAGACGGUCUGCAUGAAAAACGUAUUGCUAAUUUGGACCCGAAACACGAGACUGGCGCUAAAAGCGCAAAUGCGUCCACAUCAAUCGACCCGAUGAUAGUGGUGCAAUUAAGCAUACUUUGCGUGAAACAAAUACGCCAAUAUCUUUUUUGAACGAUAUUGGAUGAUGGUAAAACUUGGCCAGAACAAACCAGUUUUAGGCGGACUUUGUGAAACAAAACUUAGGCAGGUAACUGUACACGCGCCUUAUUUUUCUGAUAUGCAGAGGGCUUAAUGAGACAUCUAAGUUAAUUCGCCAAACGUGUGCAAAUGUCCGUAGCCCAUGCGUGCGGCGGCAUUUUGUGUGAUUUUCGUCUUUUUGAGAACAAGUCGAGCAAUGAGUAAAUAUGUGGCCUGGCGUUACGUGUAUUUUAAUAAGACCCAGUUGAAAGUAAUCGAAUGGCCUCUGGCAAAGUUAAUAAAGGAGAAAACAUUGAACAUGCUAACCGCAAACUUUGGCUAUCAAGCAGGAUGCGGAAAAAUGCACCAACACCCUUACAAUAUGCAGCUGACGGUUUGAACCCAGCCAUUGUUCCAACCGGCAAGAAAUCAAAUAAAAUAUCGGAGUUAAGGAGACAAGCUUUCUUGCCUAGUAUUUCAGAAUGAUAAGGAAUGAUUUGCGUUAAGAGGGAACUUAAAAAAUACCGAUUCUGACAAGGACAUGCUUGCGGACAAAAGCAAACAUGCGAGUUCCAGUAGGCAGUUCAGAAGACGAAGAUUAGAUCGAUAGAAGAAGAGAAAGUAUUUGCCCAACUAUUCAAAUUCUCACUCGAACCCAUUAACAGAGACAGCCACAAAUAAGGCAAAGACAUGUUAAGCUAUAGUUGGUCGUGGCACCUCGUGCCAUAAUAGAAACAGACGGUUCACGAAAUGAACAAUGGGGGUACCUUAUCCAGCACGUGAAGUACGCAUGAUUCGUCAACACAAAAAUCGUGAAAAUCAUGCGAAUACCUAAGGCACCUUUAUGCAAUCGUAGACAUACGCGCAAUAUUAUACCUUGUUCGAGAUUUGGGUUUCAUUGAAAAUUUAAUAGCUUUAAAGUGACGCUAAAUUGCGCAGGCAAAAAUACACCACAAAUGCGGACAGCGUGUUGAUGAUUAAACAUACUACUUGGCAGAACUUAUUUGCGAACCAAUUUUCGCCACUGCGUUUAAUCUCAGGCAUAGUAUGUUUUUGGAUGGAUUACAGUUAUAUUUAGGCUCUAUUUUACACGAAGCACUGGCAGUGGUUUUGUUGACUUUUUUACAAAUACUUGUGAAAAGGGCGAAAAGAAACCCUAAUUGAAGCGGGGAAAUUGCGGCCACAUGCUUAGAUCUAAUCGUAAACUUACAACGGCAAACAAGGUUUCUUUUAAUUAACUGUCCUUUACUAUUGUUUUUUGGGAGAAUUAUGAUCGCUACACAUCCUUCAUAGCUGAAUUUCUGCCAUUUCCGUUCUUCUUUUCAUCAGCAAAUGCCUACUGUGCCUCCUUAAAAUGUGCAUCUAAUGAGUCAUGCACUUGGGAUCGGACAAGCCAUCGUUUUCGGUAUGUAGAUGACUUGCACAUGUUACGUUAUUCAUUAUGUGUGAGAAUAAUUUUCUGUUGUUUAUACAUUUUGUCUCCAACGAUCAAAUAGUUGCCAGUUGACUGUUUGAUAGCCAUGUGUAAACGCUAUUUGCACGUUUUGCCAUAGUAAAAUAUCCACCUUCUACAGGGUUGAAUAACCUACCGCAUAAUCAUAUAACCUGGAGACAUAUUCAUGAGAGGAAUUUUGGUGCGUAUUCGUCAGGAAAACGUCCCAAUUUGAAAUCAUCUAAAUUCAUAAAUAUCAAUUAAGGUGUUUUCAUAAAAAUAUACACUAUUUACUAAGGCCAGUGGCCUAAAACGGCGGAAAGAAAUUUUAGAACUUAAUAAUCCUGCCCCUUUGUUUUGCUUCUCAGAUGUGUCUGUGGUUAGCCGUCACAAACCAUCGAUUGCACAAUCCAAAAAGGAAAUCCGAGUCACCCCUAGCCACUGAAUAUUUAUGAGUAAGCGAGGCAUUGUUCUGAGUCAGGCGAGAGAUUUUGCCUUAUCGUCAAUAGAUGCUGACGUCUUUGUCAUCCGUAAUUUCGACGACCGCAUAGUGAACAUUGAAACAGUUUCGAUCACAUUUCUGCCAUAAGGAAUAAGACUAGAUAGGUAGAUCGGCUUUUUGGGCAGAACUUCUGUUCGGGCUGUUGUGGAACACUCCGAUUUGACCCUCGCAUAUGUCAAAUAAAGCAGCUUUUUCCCUAGUUGUCCUGUCCCAUUAAUACUGCUGGCACUGUCAUAUAAUGCAUCGCCUUAGCAGUCUAAAUUACCUGACCGAUCUCAUGCAAUGUUGACUGAAAUUCUGAAAUGCGUUUUCGCUUAGGAAGUGUUACUUAAGCGCGGUUAGAAUAUCGAUUAUUUUGCGGCAUAGGCCUAUGAUAUUUCGGACUUAAGCGGAUGUCAGCACUUGAAAGCCAGCUUUUCAGUCUCCUCUAGAAAACAGUACUUGAAAAAAGUGGCUACUUAUGUAGCAUUCAUUUUUCUACUGAUUUUCGAUGGGCUUGCAAAUUUAAACAUAUCUCAGAUAAACCACGGACAGCAAUGUGCUCUCUUUCAAUUGUUUGAUAGACAGCUAUGUCACCUUCGUAGUUUCUAUUUGAAGACGGAGAGUACAUAGGCUUUAAAAAAUUUCAACUCUGAGAUUUUUUAAAGAUCGCUUUAUGCCAAUUUAUAUAGCGACGUGCAUGUCCGUCUACCACUGCUUCUCAUAAAAUGUACAAAAUAGCGCUCAUUCACUGCAAAAUUUUAUGAACUGUUUAUGAUAUCGUUUUAAAGGCAAAUAAAUAUAUGUGAUUUUCUUUAUGCCGAACGCAUGCAACGUGUAGGCUGGAAGCACUAAGUGCUAAGGUAGCGACUGGUUAGUCUCCAAAUUAUUCGGGAAUUAUAAAAUGUUUAAAACCUAAUUGUAAUUAUUCUUUGAGUAGAAAAUAUUAAGAUGACAUAGUUCUCUAUUAAACUACUGAAGGCAAGCACAUGCUUUUCCUUGGUUUCCAUAAAUUACGUAUGAAUAUGCAAGUGCAUCGAAAAACAGUAUAAACAUCCAUGCUCCUUAAAAAAUCACGUUUCUACGGGAUCUUGCAAAGCCGUGUAUUCAAAGGCUGACAUCUUGCCACGUUCAAAAUAUUAAAGGACUAUGCCUCAAAAAAUGGGUAUUACACCGGCGCUUAAGUUCUCACUUCUAAGCAAAAAUGCAUUUCGUGGCUUCAGUCAACAUUUCAUGAGAUCGGUCAUUCACUGUAUGUGAUGCCGACUUAGCUGCAGAAGCGAGCGCGACAGUGGAAUAUCAGCUCUGAGUCACUGUUAUCGCAUUAGUUAGGGAAUACUGGUUUGGCCCCCAACACAGGGCGUUUAUGCACCCAAAGUUUCUUCUGCGACUGAUUGUCAAGCUUUCAGUCCUGAAUAAUAAUAUUUUUUGUCUAUCUUAUUAACAUGUAUUGCGCGCUUUAGUGUUUACGAAUCACGGGUACUGAUUUGUGUAAAACAUUAGAUAUAAUAAGCAUAAUGUGAAGCAAUCCUUAAUCAUUGAGUAAGGCUUUUGUUAUUAUGCGACGCUGACGGUCAGCCUGCGAGUAGUAUUCAUGCUUGUCUUACGCAUUUAAAACCCCGAGUAAGCAAUGGGGGGAUUUCUCAUAUUUUAAGUCAUCCAAACGUGCCUUGCAUUUAAAUUUAUUGGCGAUGUUUAAACGUUAGUGACCAUAGUACGGGUUUGGAAGUUGGUCAAUGUUUACCACAUGCCUUAACAUUGAAGAGUUUUCCUCACCUAAAAAUUUGGUAUUUCAAUAAAAACUAGGGUGCAUCGUCAGAACCAGGCAUUUUGUAUGUUGUGCUUAUGUGGCAGUCGUAAACAAUAUAGGUUAGGUACCCUGAUUCCACCGGUUUGUGCAAAAGGAGUUCAGCACUUAGCCAAACUAGAUAUUCUUUCGUUAAAAGUUUAAAACAUUUUAUACGCAUACAUAUGUUUGCUUUAUCACUAAAUUAUUCCAUUUUUGGCGGUCAUUAAGUCGAUCUCUUUUGCAAGCUUCGACAGCUUUAUAAAUACAUAGAAAUUCGGACUAUUGUACUUUAAUAAAUGCGCUAUACUGUGAUCUAAACGACAAAGUUGUUCGCUUGUUGUCGAAGGUUUAUCCCACUUACACAGCGGCCUCCAUUUGAUGGAAAUUGACCUUCCGUGGAAAACUGUCUUUGUGUCACAAUAGUCCCAAGGUGCCAAAACUUACAAGUAAACCCUAACGAAAUCCAAGUCGGCGAAUGAGCGCUUUCUAAUAUUCAUCCUUAGGCAUGUACGAACCUCCAAAGGCAACUACGUGUCUGUAUGACCUCAAACCUCUAGUUUUUGACGCUUUGCGCUAAUUAAUAUCACUGCAUACAACACAGGAUAGAUCAAUGAAAACGUACGUCCGCCGAAUGUUUGCGUGGAUAUCGUUGCAGGACUUGGCCAAACUCUAACCUAUCAACUAUGAUUUCUAGUUCAUUUUAUAAAGGAAACCUCCAUCAUUGGUAGUUAAUGAACAAACAUCCAUUCACCGAUUCAACAGAGUAAGCGUGGUUUUUUCGUUGCCAUACAAGAUGGGCUCAGUCACUUUUUCUAUCAAGCUGACACGGCUUUCCCGUGUGGAGUCAUUACAUAACUUAUCUACAUGACAGCGCCUUAACAACUACAGUGUCUUUUGCUGCCUAUUAUUCGACGCUUCCACUGGCCACACACACAUACACAAGCACACACACCUUUUGACUCCUGCACAGCGUUUGUAUACAGACAAUAGCAUCUUGGUUAGGGGGGAGAGGGAACACUAUGAAGAACAGCUGUUGAAAUUCCCCAGCAGCGUGUUCGCCCAUGUUUGGCUAGUCUCGGUGACUGAGAAACACGAUCGGAGUCAGCUUCAUGCGUCUUGUGGCAGAGCAGCCCAGGGGCGAGGAGGAGCAGGAGCAGGAGGAGGAGGAGGAAUAGGAGGAGGAGGAGGAUAUAGCAUAAGGAGAAAGAAGAAGAAGAACGGAAGAGCUGGUAGUAACUUGACCGGUCAAGUUCGCGUGCCAAGGCCACGACAGAGGAACGGGUGGGUUUUAUGGUUAUUCGCAUUUGGCGUGACAGUUUUCGCCGCCGCAGCCGCUGUUAAAACAUUUCGGAGGACCAGAGAAAGGGGGUGUGAGCACUCCAUCGAAAAAGCCGAUGAUAUGGAGUCCUCAACAGUCGGAAUUUAGAGAAACUCCCACUUUCACGAGAUCAUGGGUUUUUGAAAGAAAGCGUCUUAAACCUCUCGCAUUCUUGUUGUGUGGGCAAAGAAUCGGGCGUUAAACCAGGUGCUGAAUUCGGCCGCACAUUUCAGCUUCCCUGAUUUAGUGAUGUCAAAAUUUUAAAAUCCCUAGAGGCUAACGCAGCGUUUGGUAAAGUACAAUCGACAAAAAGAGAUCAGGCGUAAAAUUGACUCUUUUCAAAUUUUCUGCGGAAUUUCGAUUUUUCAGGGCUUUAGUGAAGUUGAUGAUCGGUAACUCCAUAAUACCGGUUAAUUCCGAAGGCAACCAGUAUGCCGUUGUUAAUGAAAUAACACUCUUCCUUUUUAAAAAUGGCGCCCAUUAAUAAGGUUACAUGACAUUCUCGGGGCGGUAGCUCAAUAUUCGCUUAACACUCAAUGAGCAAAUACACUCAGCGUAUGUUCCAGACAAUCGAGAUCCUGGAUUAAGUACGACCAUCUGAUGACGACUGCCUGGCAAAAGUGGCCAUUCUGGUUCCUCUUAUCUUUGUCGGUACUCCUUCUCUUGCGUUUAAUUUCCCUCAAAAAAUGUGUUAGUCCUCAAAUUUCUGUUUAUGAUUGCCGCAUGGCAAUGCCAUUUAAGAAGAUACGGUAGAUAAAAGAGCCCAACAACCUAGAGACCGUUGUUAUUAACAGGUAACUUGUUGUAAAUCAUGAGUAAACUAAUUAGCAUUUAUUUCAUUUCUUUUACCUUCUGGUCACCCACGUUACACAGCCACCAACCAGAAUUUAAACGGCCACAUUGUUGACCUUGUUCAGUUGUUAAACUCCUCUGGCCUUUAUUUGAUCCUCUAGCUAAAACCUCAGAGGUUAGGGUGGGAUUCGGACUCACAACAGCGAGAGCAAAUUUUAAACGCAGUCAGCGUCCUCACCAUGUGAGCUAGAAGAUCUUACGUGGAACCCACACAGGAUUAAGUGUUUUCAUAAAGUAACAGGCUAGUUUGUGAUUUAUAAAACGCAAUAGAAUUGGCAGGUGCAAUCGCAAAUAUACCAUUCUGUGAAUAUAAAAAGGUCCUUUCAUGAAAACCGUCUGCAAUUUUUUAGUGUUGGAGCACGGAAUGUUUCCGAUCACCCUUCGAAUAUCUGUGAAUAUUUCACAUUUUGCAGUGCCUGCUGUUGAUUGUACACAAAAUUAAAUUCUGUGCUGUGUUUUUAUUGAAACCCUCCAAGUAGCAUUUUUUGAAAUCAGUUACUAAACUGUCGAGCUCUUAGGCAGUUUUUCUAAGUCAAAUGAUAGUUUGGGCCGUGUGCGUAUGCCCAUCCAAAGUAGUAAACAUCAUCUCUGAAAAGCGUGCAUUUACGAUCAAAGUUGAGGACAAUCUCGCUCUAGAUCAUUUGAACAACUUUAAUAAGUCCCCUCUGUAAACAGGGUUUAAGUGGCUACUAAGAUAUUGGUUAGAUAGCUAGCUUUCCGCCUGUUCCGUUUCUAAAUCACACAUUAAUAACCACUUUAUGCAAAAAUAUUUUGACACAGUCCCAAACGGUAACAUAGCCCCUUGUUGGAGAGCUUGUUCACGGCAAGUUAUUAGGCAUUCAAAAACAACAGAAAAAAGUUGGUGCGCUUAAAUGUAGCACUGCUUUUAAAUGCUAUUACUGCCUUAAGGGGUCAUUAAAUUACAUAGAUUAGUAAAGCUGGUCUUUGAACUACACAAUGCCGGUUUUUCAUACCUACUUUGCUCAGUUUCACUCUGUUUUAUCUGAUUUACUUGGGAAAAGUGCGAUUUAAAGUGCGGCAAGUUUAGUUUUGUAAAUCUGUUGAGUUUAUCUUACCCUCCUCCCAUUAAAAGACACGCCUUGAUGUGCAAAAUUAGCUUGAGACUGCUUUUGUCAGAAGACGUCCAAAUGUUUAUCCGUUUAGGAGAGAAGAUUAUUGAUAAGCAUAUUUUGUGCAAGAAGGACAUUUUUGCUAACAGCAUAGGCGAAUAAAUAAUAUUUACAGCACAUUAUGCGUCCGAAAUCGUUCAUCCCAAUUCCCUUUAUAACGUUUCACGAGUUAGGUCAUAUACUGUAAAUACUAUGGCUUAAACUUAAGUGAUGUUUGGGAUAUGUUUUGCAUACCCAUUAACAUCGCCUUUGGAUGAAAUGAACUAUGUUAUGAAAAGCUCUUCAAAGACAGCCAAAAGAGUCAUAGAACUUUCCGUUCCACAGCUUCCGUUUGACGAGGCCGGCAUCGGUGGAUUAGCCAUGACCUUUAUAUCCAAAAUACAUAUGCAACUAGAUAGACAUGGGGGACACAGUUCUUCCUACUUCUCCGCCGCAUUUAAAUUCCAAAUGAACUUUGAUUUAUUUGAUUAUUAAAAUCUUUACUAUCAGGGUUUUUUCAAGUUUUAAACGACUACUAUUUAAAACAUGUAAAGCACAUCGCACAACCAGUUACUAAUACAAGUUAAGGCAAUAUAUUUCGCUGAAUGAAAAGGACGGUGGACAGUGCCACGCUUGGAAUGGAUACGGGACUUCUAUAAGUAGUCAUUUCUGUCAUUUUGGAUAGCUUUUCCAUGCAACUGUCUCAAUUUGGCCUAUUUCUGGUAGAACACCCGGAAUGCGACGCCAGAGCUAUUAUCUUUCGAGCAUUUUCUAUUUAAAAAAUAAAUUGCAUCAAUGCCUGUAAACUGAAUCAUCGUAAAAUUACUUUCGCUGCAAUUUUAAUUAGGUUUCUUUGAGGAAGGACUUUAUCAAUGUCUCUUUUAUUACGCAGGUGUAGUCGCUUGCGGCAGUCAAGUUCAUUUGAGCAGAUGCUCCGCAUACAGGUGUGGUGUUUUAAAUUGCGAGUUCACCACAAGAAAGCACAAAUAUUAUUUUUAAUACAGUCAGGCUGCAAAUGCACAGUUUCUUAUACGGGAAGUUGUUUUAAAUUACUUUGAUAUUGUAAUCGCCUCCAGCUUUUCCGCACCCUUUUGCAGAGAACGCAACCAUCAUUAUAAUUUCCUUGAACCAACAACAUGUAAUGAAUCCCUUGGGGGUAUCAUCUCAGCGUCACUUGCUAUUUACUUCUGACCGGCUGUCGUGCGGAAAUAUGUUUACUUUAGCUUAUUCUCUGAAAUCGCAUUCCUUAAUUUACUUAUCAUUUAAGUAAUGAGUAUUUGAAUCAUUCUGAAGUAUCUUACUGUGAGACUGUCUGAUCAUUUAACACAGGCUUAGCUGCUGCUCUGUGACCAAUUAGCCCUUUUUGCAUCCCUUCCACACUUUAAAUAUAUGCCAUGCGUAUGUACUAGGUAGGUCAGAAACCGUUGAGUAUAGCGAAUAACACCAUGACUGCACUGGCGGUUGAAUAUAAGAUUAAGGUUUCAACUCAGAAUCUGGGUGGCAUAAAGUCGUGACCAGAGAUUAAAUGCAACGACUUAUGGCUGGGUAAAUAUAUCAUUUGAAUCAGAUGAAGUUUGCUCAAAAGGACAAAAUAUAUUUUCGGUGUCUUUCAAAAAAUGGCAUUGAAGCCGCAAAUUUUUAUAAAAUUUAUGGUUAUGCUCACAGGCAGCCAAAGAUUUCACUCAGGCUGCUAAAACUGUCUUCGCUAUUAGAGUAGGUACUUAAGUGUCAAACAUCUUUCACCCCCCAUUUCAGCUGCGUGUCCACUAAUCCCGACUCCUCCCGUAAAGUGGGCUUUCGGCGCCAAAGACCCAUCCCACCCGACGUCGACCUACACGACUUUAACGGUUCACCUCAUUUUUACUCUGUGCAGUCGGCGGGACAUGAAGAAACAAGGGAAGACUCCUCCUUUGCAAGCAUUCCUCCACAAGCAGUGGAUUACGACAAAACUACGCCCUUUCCCAACGAAUGUGCGGAGUCAGCUGAGGGUCAGUUGUAGAUUUUGAAAGACCUUGCAGUCAAAUAUACUAUAAAUUAUUUCGUCGGAUUUUUCAAAUUAUAGUUCGAAGUCUGCAUAUCCAGUUUUUUGUGACUGAAUGAAGUCACUGAUGCGUUAGACAGGUGUUGCUGGUCAACGGAACUUUGCUUACACUUUGAAGGAAGCCACGGGAUUUUUAAACCCCAAAGAGGUUCCAUUCACCCAACUGGAUGUGCUGGUUUUUUAACCCGUCGGGGACUUUCGAUAUAUCUUCGGAUUUCGAGUCCGUAGCCUGUACAUCAAGGAAUUGCAUACAUAUACGCAGGGUAAAAAAACAGUAGUGGCGUAUUACCAACGAUAAGCUGGGAACCUAGAGUGACUUCUGUCUGUAUGUUUCACAACAAGCCCAUGUUAAUGCGGCCUAAUGUAUGUAACAGGAUUCAUUUUUUUACCAAUCCAGUUGGUUUACUGCUAAAUCCAGCGUUUUCAUAUGCUGUUCCUCGAGCCUUACAGUAUUCAUAAACCUGAGUAUUAUGUUUUUAGGGACCUUCUGGUAUAAUUCCGCGGUAACGAGAUAUGUAUGAAAAUGUAUGUAUGGAAAUUUCCGAUUAUGACAGAGGAAGUUGAAGUGUUCAUUCCUCAUUGAGCCGUCAUCCAUAGUCCUCCGGAAUCAGUUAGGCGUUGGUAUUUAUCCCCCACCUGUUGCUGUUUAUCUAACGAAAUGCGUGAUGAGGUGAGUUAUGAACUUAUGAUCUGUUGGUAGAUAUCUGUAAUGACCCAAAAACUGCCUACAAACCUAACGUUUCAGGUAGCAGAUGCUGACGCCGAGCUUUAACAGUUGUGUCAAAAUAAAUUAUUUGAAGGCCGUCAAGACACCUAGCUAGCUUAUAUAUUUUAGUGCAGCAAAACGCGAAAUUGCAAAAGGGGCAGCACCAUGUGAUUUAUUACCAGAAAACUAGCAAACUCAUACAGGACUUCGAAGCGUUCAUUAAAGUAGAAUUAUUUGGGGUCGAAAGAGGUGCUUUAGUUAAACACACCAAACAGACCGAUGAUUCACAUGAUUUACCUACAGCUAGUGAAUGCAGUUGAAUUUAGAUAAGUUUGGCCUGCACUCAAAGCAGAUCUUUAUGAAACACAGGAUGUUAUUUAAGCAGAGAGUGGAUUUCGGGAUUUCGCAGGUAACAUGCGAGGAAAGAGGAUAAGAUUGACUUUGACAGGUUCUGAAAAUAAAAAGGACAACAUUUUUUACUAAAACGAUCAAAGAAUGUCAUCACAUCAAUAUAGUUUUCAUGAUUAAUUACAUCUUUCUCUUUAAAAAAAAGGAAGGACCUCUAACCUGAUCUUAAACGCUAAGGAACGCUUGGGUCAGAAGCGUUCAUUUUCUGGGGAUUUAUGUCGUAGUUAGUGAUUUACAUACAAGUGCUGUUCUCAGUUAUAUAAUUGUAUGCGACAGUGGCUACGCCCCGGUAGUUCAACCUCCAUAUAAUGCUAUCAUUUUAAUUUUAAAUUAUCUUUACGAGCUCAGAGUCGAUGAUAAGGACAUCUGUAUCGGAAAUAUAACGCUAAACAUAUCUCUCUUAUGCCUCAUUGGAGUAUCUGUUUGCAAUUUGCAACGGAAAUUGUCUUAGCGGAUACCAGAGUGAGAAAACUAGACUUGCCAGUAAGUCGUCAAUCCCCCCCCCCUAACUUGCAUCGUGUGGCAUAAAGCCACAUAUGGGUUCAUAGGAUACACCUACCCGAGAAGCCUUUUGUACUUACUGUCCUAUAUGUGUGCAUCUAUUGGGGAAGCAUUAUCGAAAAUUUGAGAAUAAGGUCUAAAACGACCAUUUUUGGCUUAUUAGUCGUCGUCAGUCAAACAUACAUUAUCAGAGUCUAGCGAGGCUUGUUAUUUCUACCCUACAGUAUUCGGUCAUUGUACUUUUUUUCAAUGUAACCUUCAACAAGUUGCUUAUUGGAUGGUUGUCGUGGAGUUGUGUAAGUCUGCCUGGCGACGGCUAAUAAGCCAGAAAUGGCCAUCCCAGUCUGUCUUUCUUUUGUCGAUGUUUACUAUGCAUAAUUACUGGCGUCCAUUCAACUCCCUGUGAGGACUCUAUCCUAAAACGCGACGGAAAGGACGUAAUUAGUGAACGUCCUUCCACCAUGGUUAAUAUACUCUAUUGUCACUGGCUGGACAAUGAGUCCGUAGUUCAAUGGUAGAGCGCUGGACAUAAAAUUUCCCAUGACCAAAGGAUGCAGAAUCGAAACUCGGGUCCUAUGAGAUCUGAACAUCGUUUAGGCUGGCUAGGCACGGAUAAUAUGCCAAAAAUGGUCAUUUCAGGCUAAUUUGACUGUGUCGAUCUACUUUCUAGUAUGUAUAUUAGAAUAAAAUGUGCGGCGAAAUUCUCGACCAAAAAUCUGGUCAAUAUACGUAGAUGACAAAUGUGUCACCAUGAAAACCGGUGAGGUGCACAGUUCUGGAGCAUAAAAAGACUUAUUGACGGCCGUCUUUCAACAAGCGUUCAGCGAAAUGUCUCCAAUGUCGAUACUAACCUUAUGUUAAAUAAGUUGUGCUUGACCUCCUUCACUGUAUUUAUCGCCAGAGAAGUAUCGACAAUUUACAUAGGAAAGGGGGAACUGACUUGCAUCAGGUUCCCACCUAUGUGCCCUAAGCAACCGGGUCAGCGCUUACUAACAACGGCAGAGGCAACUGCCACCAGGCCACGGAGACCGGCGCUGCGCGCGCAGUAGAACCGCUUUCAGGCUCCGCGUCUUCCGUGAGCCAGGAUCGAUUAGCUGCAUGCGAGUCUGCGCACGCCCCCCUUCCCUCAUCCCCUCAAUCUAACCCUAACUGUGACUGACUGUCUCCUUCUCCCCUCCCCCCACUAUUUACAUACCUCGUCCGUACGAAAGGACGGGUCGUAAUCGAUUGCACUUAUCACUUACGCGUUCAGUUUUUACCUCAUUCGCAUAUAACUAUACAGGCCCGAUGAGAAUUUAUCGAAUGCACACGUAUGCCCGCCAAAUGCUCCUCUAAAUUACUUGCAUCCGUUUUCCCAUCUCAACGGAUACCCGGUCAGCUUUGUGCAAAACUGUAUCAGACGCCAGAGACAACCACCAAUCAUUUGCUCUAAAGGGGACUGACUGUCAUAUCUGUCGAGAAUUUCCGACAAUCAAAUCGGAUUGACACCUCUAUCGUGCACAAGUCAGUGGCUUUCAUGAGAUCCGUUUUAGAACGAGUAAAAGGUCUCAUGCUCAUGGAGUACCAAACGAAGGUCAUUCACAGAACCCCGAGUGCUAACUACUCUUGAGUUUAUAUUGGCCAUACCGAAAACGAUUUGGGACCGGCAUUAACGAACCCAAGCUUGUUAUCACCUGACGGGAUCCCUUAUCACACGCGUUUGUGCACGUCCGCGGGCGCGAUCACUUUUUCAGUUGGAGUCGGACUGAAGUGAUCGCCAGUGCCAACACCAAGCUGGCGUUCGGAAACAAACAAUAUUGCCCGUCAUGUUGAACUGGGCGGAGACCUACGAGUAUGGCUUGCUGACUUGGCUCAUCCUAAAAAACAGCUGUCAGUUCAUGCUUGGACACUCGUAAACGCACUGAUCCGACACAUACCCGACACGGAAAAUCAACACCUCCCCUUAACUUUUGGUAUUUGCUGUAACACGCGUUUCGCCGCCCCCACAUAUAUGACAUUCUGGCUAAGCUGAAGUAAUUGUAGGCAGUAUAUGUACUAGCCUUGUGUGUUUAAUGAUUUUGAGGAAUUGCAACAACUGACAAUGACUUACCGAGCGGGAUUUAUGAAUGGUCAUAGGCCGCUGAAUCCUCAUUUUAUUCUUGUAAACGAAAAGAAAGCAGUUCGUAACCCGUUCUGUCUACGAGCUAACAAAGCGGUUUUUAUGUUUUUUAUCGUUAUCAACAGUCCGACUGACAGCCAUCACGGUAACGCUGCUUCUGCUAUGCGCGUACCUGCGUCUCCGGGGAGACUGUUCCGCAAAUUAAAUACUAGACCAUAAAGCGUAGCCCGAUACUGGGCGCUUAGUGACUAACCCACGUUUUAGCGACCUUUACUGACGAAAAGGUUACAGAUCACAUUUAUUUGUCUGACGCUAUUAGAAGGUCUUCGACUUAUUUGCCUACGCCGUGCGGUAAAACAUCAACUUGCCCUUUAAAGCACGGCUAUCGUCAAGCCUUCCUACUGGUGUAGGUAGCGUUCGUAAAUAUUGCAGUAAGGAGGAUAAUCUCUUAGUUAUGGAAUAGCCCUUUUGGAGUUCUUCGACAGUUGCGUUCAACGCUCUAGUAAGCGUGGGUUGGUUAUAUAUUUUCAGUAUGCUAUUGAUGUGCGGACAUCAAUUCGAAGUCCACAUAGGAAGAUACUGAAUGGUCAAAUGGGGUUGGGAGUGGGAAUAAUUAGACUGAUUGAGAGACUUGAUGGGCUUAGUGAAAAAGAAGUUUAUUAGCCUCUUUAUCGUCAAGUAGGCUUAAGAAUAGAGGCAAUAAGAAAAUAGAAGACGAAGACAGGCUCUUCGGAAGAGGUUUAUUUAUGUGCUGACGUUUCAAAGACCUGGCUCGGCUCUUCAUUGUCAAAGCGUAAAAUGCACUUAAUCGAUCAGAAAUUUAAUUUGAAGUGGCAGUCGUGUUGGCCGGCCUCAUGCUGAUCGAUUUUCCCUCCUCUCGCUGCCUCGGCUUCUCGGGAGAUGGUUGACGGGCAUUUUGCCUGUGUGCUUUGUGAGUCACCACUCCGGUGUACCACUGGACAGCUGCAAACUACAGUAUUCCGAAAAUCCACCGACACGAGACAGAUCCUACACUUCAACAGCAACCGUCCUCUGUCUCACAAACGUAGUUGUGUCCGCACUCUAUUCCAAAGAGUCGCAACACACUGCAGCACACCAGAAGAUAAAAGGGCCGAACGAUUGUACCUUGUGAACCUAUUUGCAGCCAAUGGUUAUCUCAGGCAUUUCAUCGAGAAUAGCAGAUGUUGAGCGCCCAGACAACGGCCAAAUGAGCAGCAACCCGAAGUCAGGAGGGCCAUUCCUUGCGUUAAAGGGGUCUCUGAAGCAGUCUCGCGACUGUUACAUCCCACCAGAGUAGGCAUAGCCCAUCGACCACAAGCAACAAUUCGAAGUCGCCCAAUGCAGCCUCAGGACCCAUUGCCACCCGAUGAAACCUCAGCAGUCAUCUACAAAAUAAAUUGCAAUGAGGGCGACUGCAAUUAUGUGGACGAAACGGGGCGUAAGUUGCAAACUCGCCUACAGGAACACAAAGCGGCCACACGGAGGUUAGACCCUAACUCACAACUAGCAACACACGUUGGAGAAACGGGGCAUACUUUUGACCUCCAGAGGGCUACCAUCUUAGGCCGAGGCAACACAAAAACAGAACGGCUAACUCUCGAGGCGUGGCUCUCCGAUGCCCACCCUAUCAACAGGCAUCUGGACCUUCCUGCAGCUUGGAAAGUCCUACGUCAUCACAAUCGUAAAGCUCAGGACCAAUCAACCACACCGAACUUAAGAAGGCCGCACGGAAAUAGCCCGACGCUGAGUCUACUCGGUGAGGAAGAGGGAGAACCGCCGGACCAACCGCCCGACUAAAGUCCAAUCGGUUCCCCUCGACGGAGUGGUGACUCACAAAGCACACAGGCAAAACGCCCGUCAACCAUCUCCCGAGAAGCCGAGGCAGCGAGAGGAGGGAAAAAUCGAUCAGCAUGAGGCCGGCCAACACGACUGCCACUUCAAAUUAAAUUUCUGAUCGAUUAAGUGCAUUUUACGCUUUGACAAUGAAGAGCCGAGCCAGGUCUUUGAAACGUCAGCACAUAAAUAAACCUCUUCCGGAGAGCCUGUCUUCGUCUUCAAUUAAUCAACCCGGAUAUCUCAACUUUGCCAAUCUGAGCAGUUAGAAAAACUGAGUAUGAUGACUUUUUGAUGCACCAUAGCUUUUUUACAAAGCAUAUUACAGCUUUUUUAGUUUCUGGAUCUACCUGAAAUGUUGUUAAAAUGACUUUCAGUGUUUGUUACGUACAGUUCCUUUCAUGCAUUUAAUUCCAGCACAGAUAACAAACUUAUUAACCGAUGUUCUCAUGAUCUUAAACGUCACCUCUCGCAAUAUGUUUCCCUAACAUUCCGUCAUCCACAAUUUUCGUUCCAAAACGUAUAUAUCACAUGCGUGCCUUGCUGAGAAAUUAUAAGUUUACUGCCUUGCUGUCCAAACGUGAAUGAUAGCAAACUUUGUUUGGUCGUUCCGCGGCGUAAUGUACUUUACCUCACAGUGACUCCUGCCUCGGAUAAUAACAUUGCACAAACAAACUCCAGUUACCCUUUCGUCUGCAGGUUGCAAUAGCCCGUCCCUUUUUGAUCUCGACCUGGAUGGAAGGAUCAAGGAGCCUGCCGCAGUCACCGGAGGGCCGUUUGCUCUUAUCGGCAUCGGAACAAUGUGCGCCCUCUUCCUCGUUAUCGUGUUGGUAUCGGCUUUCGUGAUUAGGUAAGGCGUAUUAUCUAGGACGUGUAUAUUGUACACUUUAAAAUUCGCCAUACCUAUUUGGUAGGAGUCAUACUUUAGAAGCUCGUAUGUCAAGCAGUCAUAUGCAACUCUUAGGCAUAAAUUGAAUUUCUGAAAGAUGCACCUUUCCGUGAGAUCAUUUCUCGCACUCAGCUCUAAAAACUCUCUGAGCCGUGUCUGACUGAUUAGAGGUAAUUUUGAACGUCAACAAGAGCUUCCAGAAACACUGUAAACUAGGAUUUAUGUUUGAUGUGGAGAGUAUCUGAUGAAUAUCGACUACACCUGAACGCUUUAAUCAUGAGCAAUGCGACAUAUAAACUUUUGUGUAUUUUCUGCACUGCUCUGAUUCUCAGCCCGCACUCGAUUACAAGGCAUGUAUCGCACCAUUCCCUUGUCAAUAAUUCGCCUGAAAUAAUUAGAAAUUAUACUUCUCUGGGUUACUUUAACUAUGAGUAAUUAGGUGAAAUAGGCGUUAGUCGAGUACCACUACGUUUAGACACCUGAUCUGACAAACGUAACUCAUAGACAAAAACUAAGUGCAACUCUUGACUCCCUUCGGAUUAUUUCCCCUAACCUAACACUGCUAGUGUGAAAACUUGACUGAUGGACAAUUAUAUCAUUACUGAAAUGCAUCCAGAAUGCUGAGGUAAAGUGGCUUAUUUUUAAAACGUUUCGAUUAAUUCCCCCAUUGUUUAGGAUAUGCCCACUUAUUUAAGAUGUCGGUUGCUUUCAAGCUAAAACCGACUGAUUGAUAGCAAACUACAUGACAGCACUUAGGGGCCAAAGGGGUAUCUUAAUUGAGACACAGGAGUAGCUGCAGGCCGUAGUGCCCAGGAUUUCGCUGUUAUGUGCAUGUGCGCUUAUAUUUUUCAUGUCCUUCACAUGCAAAUCAAGAAUAAUCCGAUCGCGGAAUGAUAAAUCUUUUUUCCCUCCGCUUCUCCGCCCUCCAGCCGAACACGAUUUGUACAACCGCAUUAUAAGGGCAGGCAGCUUUCAUGCCGUUAAAUGCGGACUGCAUGGCUAAUUUAAUUUUUUGACGCUAAAUACGAGGAGGUAGCUGCCGCAUAACAUGAUCAGCGCACGUGAAAAUUGCCUGUUUUUACAAUUUUGGCGGACACCAGGGGAUGAUUUUGACUGCAAGAUUAACCUAUCACUUUGUAAAGUAGCUCACUCCUGUGAUUUAAAGAUGACGCACUGAAGAGUCCUCUGUGUUUUAUUUGGCAAUCAGCUCAGGAUAAUAAGAGGCAAAGUUCCGAAUAUGGCCAGUUGAGUGGCCUGAUAAAACCCAAUGUCCCUUCAAUUUCUUGGAGACAAACGUAUGAUAAAGAGAGAACACAGAAUGUUAUGAGGAGGAAAAUCGGAAAUAAUGAGCUAAAACAAGAAGAUGACCAUAGGCUUCAGGGCGUCUUUCCGUUGGAAUUCACAACGGCAAUUUUGUUUUCCUAGCAAAUGUGACUUAAAUAGAGGCAAAUACUACACGGGCGCUUGGAUGGCAGCUCAGACUCAUUAUGCAGCGCGGAUGUACAAAAGCCUUUUUUCUCGGCAGAUCAAUGGCCCACAUUAAUAAUGAUUACAUGCAACUAGUGUUCUCCAGUUUUGUUUUAUAGAGCAGCCGAAUAAUUUCCCUGUCUAAAGAUUUCCUUGCGAUGCAAACUUUCCUCCUCUCAUCUUCUAAAGUCAUUUUAAAGUUCAUUCACUUGUUUGGAAUGAUCUAUGUACAUAAGGCUGCCAACUGGCUUCACCGGGCAACCAAUUUCUGAAAUAAUGAGAACAUGUACGGUUAUUUUGAUCUUCAUGUCCGUUUUCGCGAAAGGCAGGAGACGCCACGCAUCGAUUUUGACUUUUUAAUUUUGUGUAAACGUUGAUUGAAUGCAUAAUUAAAGCAAGUAACCAUAGCAUUCUUCCGAAUGACAUUUCUUUGUGCCAUGAUAAUGCGUUUUAGCUGCUUUUAUAAAAAAAUAUGAAUUAUGUUUAUUUGUAGAUGUAAAUGGCUUGCGGCAACAAAGGCGUUGCUUACUCUCCCCUGGGUUUAGCCUUCUUUUCUUCAAGGCUCAUCUUUCUGUCAGUUAUCGCCUGUCGACAGGCCAUUGCAUCUGCAAAUCUCUACAGGUGCAAAACAGCUGCCAUUCACGUCCCACUAGUAGAAUCACAUCUCAGAGUUAUUCGAGCAUAAAAGAGACGUUGACAGCUGACGACUGUUCAUACGCCGUGAUCUACAAUUAUCCUCCUUGUACAAGCCAAUGUGUACUAUAGCCGUUCACUGUGCAAGAAAGAUUUUUAGGAAGUUCUUGCCAUUCGCUCAAUAUACGUUAAGUUUAACAGCAUGUCAGGAAGUAAUAUGUGUUUGCUUCCUCUACCGACUUGUCCUGGGAUUCUGAUAAAUCAUUUGCGAAGUGGGAGAUAAAAAUGCUUUAAAAUGAGCAGCCUCAUAAGUUCCAACGUGCAAUUUGUUGAGAGCUGCCAAAUCCAAGUGCCUAUAUUACAAAUUUAGCCUGGCGAAUCGAGUUCCUGGUAGGAACUGGUCAUGACCAUGGACCCCCAAAUUGUGGUCGCGGUAUGUUUGAUGUUUUAAAAAUUAAUCCACGACCAUCUGACGCCAGCCCCCUGUGGUCAGUGCCCAAGUUAAAUUUACAUUUGGGGUGCCGGCAGCUUUGUCUCUCUGUCAACUUCUCCCAGCUACUGCGGUCUUGGUCCGGCCGCACGAGGGAAUGUUCCGUGAAAUGUUGCUUGCUGGCAAAAAAUGGUCAAUCACACUGUUGCGUCCAAUAUCGUAUUGAUAAUGUUUAUGCGUAACUACUUACGCUUCGGGCCUCAAUAUAAGCAACACACCUUUGAGUGGACUGUAGCCUGAGUUUACGCCCAGUUCUGUGGCCAGUUCGUCCAGCCGCCCCGCCCCCGUGCAUUCGACUAAAAAACGCAACGGCUAUAAUUAUAACGCCGGGGUUAUAGAAGGCAUAAUUAAAUUCUCCAAUUAUUUCUCGCUUGCUCAUUUUCGAGCCAAUUGCCCCGGCUCCCCCACCCCUCUGGAACAAAUUGGCAUGCUUCACUGCCAGACAAUAUGGCCUGGUGUUCUUAAGAGCCCCAACCGUCGGCCACCCUGUUUGUCCGGCUGCUGUCCCCAGAGCGCGAACUCGGCCCUGUUUGACUGCACGCAACAGCAGCCCCAAAAAGGGCGCUUUCACCAUAAAUGUAAUGCACGACGACCCAAACCACGCCUCUGAAAACAGCAAAAGGUGGACGCAGUAGGAGAAAUGGCGGUGGGGGGCGGUGGCGGGGUGGUUGCAGUUCGAAGACAGAGCUUCCUCGCGCAGGAAAGAGGAUGACGUAGAGGGCGGAGGAUUCAUUGCGCCAACAUACACACGAGAGGAACUGAGCGGCAGGCUGUCUCUUUCUUUGCUAGAGACAAAAAUGGUCUGUCUUUCCUAUUCCAUUUCCGCUCUGGCUUUGUCUAAAAAAGGAACACUCUUCGCGAGCUAACACCUUAAUUUGAACGAAAACACUGCACAGAUAGAUGCAACACAGAGGUUGGGUCCUGUCCGGAGCUCUGCCCUAGGAGAGCUCCCUUUAUCCUUUUUUGUAUUCGCGGUUUCAUAAAACAACCUCACAAGUGGUUCAACCAAUUUUGUUGAAGGAUAGACAGCUCCGUCGAGAAGGGGACACCGUACUUAGUGACGAUCAGUUAUGCCGAAUGGUACGUUUUUUUUGAUAAAGCAAACUAGUUCAGCCCUCCAAUUAAAGUACACCAAGUUGUUUACGCGCGGCCUCAGGAUUAUGGGCAAAGUGGCAGCGUUUUGGUAUGAAUUUAAUCCAGGUGCAGGUCUGUUAAGUUUUGUUUAUAACAACACAGAGAGAAUCCCCGGAAUUCCCUACCUGCUGCAAAAAUGUCCAGGCAGUAUCCUGACAUUUAGAAUCAGUUAUGUUAGCUUUUGAAAGCACAAGCACACUUAGGCUUGCGUGCCGCUUUUAAAAUGGAGGGUUCAUUGUUGUUUUGAAAAGUAUUCGGUAGACCUCAGGAGCAAUGGCUCCAUGCUCAGUAAUAUUAAGCCUCUAUUGACGGACCUAAAGACGUCUAAAAUCCUUAUUUUGAACUCUCUAAAUGCCAAUUCGGGGACAACCCGGGCAAGGGAAAAGUUGGAACAGAUGUGCAAGGUUGAGAGAUCUGAGUUGAUUAAUUGAAUAAGAAGAUGGACUCACUGGAACAUGUUUAUAUAGAUGCAGACGUUUCAAAGAGCUUGGUCGGCUCUCCGUUGUUAAAGCUUAAAAUGCGCUUAAUCGACUAGAGAUCCCAAGUGACGUGUCACGUUGGUCGGCCUCGUGCUGAUCGAUUUUCCUCUCCUCUCGCUGCCUCGGCCGCGUAUUAAUUGUCUUCAUGCUAGUCGUCUUUGUUGGCAUUCAAUCCGCACUGAUAAUCGUUCCUCUACCUUUUACCACAGCGUUCUGUGCCUGGCGACCAGAGAGUAAACUGGAUGGGCAUAUUCUGUUCUGUCACUCUGAUGGUUAACGACCAAUUGGUCACAACAACUGAAUCCUCCAGAACGGUUGCGUCCACGGUGCUCCCCAAACCGCGGACGGUGACUUUCGCAUGAGCUAGUUUGUAACGGCUGUGAACAUCAUCUGUUCAAACCUCUCCUCCCUCAUCCUGUUGGGUUAGAUUAGAAGAUUACCUCAGAACGACCGAAGGCAGGACAGGACACAGUGGUUGACAACUUGAAAAACACGUGCCACGCCCACACGCCUGAUCUGCCUACAAAAACAGGAGGGGUGACAGCUCAAAACCGGGCUGAGCGGGACUGUCAUGAAGGAGCCACUGCGGACUGACUGGCCGUUCUAAGCGCAUAGAGGUACCCCGUCAGCGGGAAGCAUUCCAAUCCACAACUUUCAGCGUGCUGUUGAAAAAAUGAAAGUGACCCUGACUUUUUAUAGCAGGGGAAUGCUUCGAAUCUCCCCGAGGAUCGAGUACCAAAAGUGGGUCUGGUGCGGAAGUUUUGCGCUGGUCUUUGGCGCGACGCGAGCCUGCGACCAGACGUGCCGUUAGUCUUUUCGCAUUUGUGCCAUUUUUUGCACUCUUUUAUUUGCUCCCUCCCUAAUGGUCUAAAGCAGCACCCGUGCGGCCUGUUUGAAGGACAGAUGACUCACUCGUACACGUUGGUCCCGUGUCACGUGAAGCCGGUCGCACCCUCCGUUGUCUUGACUCGGUCUUCGCAUCGCCGGCGUGUAGUGUGGUAAAUUCUGCGCAAGCCCGCUGUCACUUAAUGUUAAUUCACGCGCAAGCUACCGUUCCUGCGCCCACCCUGCUUUGGGGCAUAGUGCGACCUCGUGGGAAUCGAGGGUUAAACUGUAAUUUCAUGUCCUCAGCGAAGCACUACAGUUGGUGUUGGCAUAAAUCAUCCCGUUUCAAAUUAUCCAGAUCUUAGUAGUUUUACUUAUACAACGCACGUUAUGAAGCUACAGUCUCACAGGACUUAUCCACAUAGUCGCUUGUGAGUACAGAAUAACUCUUUGUAUGAGAAACUAUUACCUCCCUUCAAUUUCUCUGGAUGUCCGCUUGAAAUUUUUAUACAGCAUAUAAACCAUCUAGAGAGGUUUGCAGAGACGAAAGAGACGUGCCGAAACGAACUAUGAGAUUAUAAGGAUAUAGUGACUAACCAAAUUCGUCCCAGAUUGCUUCAAAACAAUUUGUACUUAACUCACUAAAAUAACGGCAGUGCAAAGUGCAAUUAGCAUUUAGGUCGUGCAUCAUACUAAUCUUAUGGUAUUUAUGACCGACGAUGGAUGCUGCUUGUAUCAAAGGGAGUACGGCAGCCUGAAAGCACUACAUUUACUCAAUUCUGCAUUUAAAAUGGCCAUGAGGUCUAUAUUCUUAGUGCCAUAGUCCCGUGGCUUUCUCUUCCGAACCUGGUGGAUGUGUUUUGCAGGCAGAUGGACGAUUACGGACCCAAAGUCCGUCAAGGAUGCUUAUCGGACGGGAGUAACGGCUGCUAUUGCUGAUAUUACUGCAAACGCGUACGUCCGAUGACGGAAAAUGUGGAUUUAUAGCUGUUUCACUGGAACAGUCGCGCAUGGCGAAAGGAUGGCGGUCAGCCAUCAGUGAAUCGGAGAUUAUACUCUACAAAUAUAUUGGCCAUCUCCGUCGCUGAGAGCAAAUUAAUUCCUGCAAUGAAUCAAUUUUUCAUCUUUGUUUCGGUUUUAACUUAAGUAGGUUGGUUUGCUAUUAAUUAUCUAAACUAUCUUAAUCAUUUAAGGUGACUUUCGGCUUAUAAAGAUGACUGUUCGAGUUUAGAUUUGGGUCUAAGAAGGCAUUGCCUUUAAUCGGAAAUCACAAAUGCCAAGAUCGUUUAGCUUCUCAGGUUUCGAAUUCUACCCGACAGUUUCUGCGGUCUGUUGACAGAAAGGUUCUUCAAUGAGUACUGGUUGUCGAAAAAGAAAUCAUGCAUAAUCCGACGCCGAAAUCGGAGCUGACUGGAAUACACUGCUGCACUAGGUGUUACCGACACUGUGGUCAACCCCUCAGUUUUUUUUCUGGACGGAAUCAGCAUAUGCUAUGGUCAGCCGGUGCUUGCAUCUGCGAAUGCAAUGGAACUUGACUUUGAACGCCGGUAAACUUUGACGUAUGAUAGGAAAUGACACCCGCCGUUGGUCCGACGUACCUGUCAGGAGAGCGAAAAGCGUAAAGAGAAGCUGCUUCACUGAGAAAGUGUUAGUGAUAAGAUGCAUGGUCCGCAGAAUUCCCCAAAGGCUGUGCGUAGCGCCAUUUUAGAUUUAAUAGCCUGCUCCUUGUUACUCGGAAGAAUAUUUCCCGGAGGACACAGGUAAAGCCUUCUGCAACUGUUAUUAAUGAUCCUUUUAAUAACUAACCACAUCCGUUGCGAGGUGCCUAAAUGACUUUUACGUUUUUGCUGAGGUAUGCUAGAGGCCUCCGUGAAAAAAAGGCGACCUUGGAAAUAACCAGAAAACAUUUUUCGAUUUCAUAAAUAUGAACGUAAAAAUCCGAAUAGUUAUCCAGACGUUUUGAAUUGUCUCACAGUUAUUAACGUAAAUUACUAAACAUGCAGUGAAUGCACAUAUGCAUAUGUAUUAAAAACAGACAGACAAAUAAAUUUAAUUAUGAAGAUGGAAUUCUUUGAGAAACUGACCGUUUUUUGUAUAAAUAUUCGAGACCAUUUCCCCAGCUUAUCUUCGGCCAUGGAUCUGCGAAGAUAAUUACUUUCUAAACUGAUUCUAAUAAAGGAUUCCAUGAUCGAUUCAAGUUUGUGUUAAUGCGUGUUGAUUGUAUUUUAUUACCUUCUUGGCGUUGGUGGAGCCAGUUUUGAUUUGUCCUGAACCAUUUUGUAUGUGGCCUCUAGACCCCUAUGCCGGUUGAUGCAUGCCUCGUCUGAUUGCAUUGCUUCCAGUAAUUUGUGACCUUUCGUUAUUGAGCAGACGUCAGCAAUGAGAGCGCUCUCCCAUGAAAAUGUGUGUCCAGUGUCCAUUCUGUGCAUGGUCACCUGAGAUAGAUGGCCGCAUCUCUUCACCGCUAACUGAUGUUCUUGUACACGGUUUGAGACAGACUUCCCAGUUUGGAAACAAGAGACGACAUCACAACUGGAACAUGUGAUCUUAUAGACAACGCCUUUUCUUUCGAGGUGGCCAACCUUGUCCUGAGGGUAUACAGGUUGUGUACGCAACGCCUGGUGUGCUGUGCGUACCUGCAUAGGUGUGCUUUGUCGAUGUGCAUUAAAAUCGAUUGACUGGAUGCAUCCGCGUAGAGCACCUUUGAUGAGACUGCUGCAAAAUAAAUUGCAAGCUGUCUUAAAAAAUUAGGUUUGUGCUUAGGAAAUUAACGAAAAUAGGGAGACGGUUGUUACCAGAAAUGAAAAUUCUAGAUCUUAUUAACAAAACCAUUUCAGUAUGUAGCAAUAUGCAAUUUGAGGUUGGUCCCCCAUUAAUAUCCACGGUCGUUGGUGGUGUCAUGUAAACGCAGCCAACAUUUGCUGCGAACACAUGAUUUGUGCCGCUUUUCGUCCCAAAUAUCAAAAAUAUCAACGGGCGUCUCGUCCAUUUCAGUAUUCCAAGGUUUGUCCAUAUACUCGUUCACAAAUAUGAAAUUUUGCCUAGAUCUUGCUGACAUCCUGGAAAAUCUUUGGUAGAAUAAUUGAAGUGUUUAUAAGCUUGUUAUCUAUCGAUAGUUUCUGCUUUAUAUGGCACUUUAUUAGAUAACAUAGAGGCUAUGAACCCUAAAAGAUGCGAACUUUAACCGACCCGACAACGCCACAUGAAGCUGUAUUAACAGUGUAACGGAGCAAAACGAUUUUCUUAGGGGAUGCGAUGAUUGGCCUAGGCAGGCUGCACGAGCCAUAACUCCUGCCUUAUCUAGAGAUGUCCCCUUAAUCGAGCCACGCGGUAAAUACGCUGGACCAAGACGGAAGCUAGAUCAGGUUUCAACGCGCAUACCUGGGCUGCGUUACCAUAAAAUAUGCCAUAAAUGGUGUACGGUGACUCGCCCAGGUGUAGGCUCUAGCCACGCCCUUAAAAAUUCAAUAAUAUUUCAUGGAAAACAUUGCAUAAAAAUAUUCAUCUUUUUACUUAUUCAGUAGAAAAUCCCAUCUUCUUCCGAUUUUUUAUUUGAAAGAAGAGUAUAAGUAAGUUUUAGAAAAACGUUUCUAAUUCCGGAAAACUUUUGGACCGGACCUGCUAUUACACUUGCAUUCAGGGUUUCCAAAUUACAGACCGUAUAUUUUCCGCGUACUGAAAAUCAUAUAUUUCUCUAAGAUAUUAAAAGAUUAUAUGAGGUCCGAAAAAUUAAGCAGGGAUUUUAGCAAUAUUGUGAACUUAACAAGCCACAUUCUUAAAUGCAAAUAAAUGAGGUUUUAUGAACGGCCAUUUCACGGUAUUUAAAAACCUAACAAGCAGAAACUUUUUUAAAACCGAAUUAUACACCUCUUUCAAGUAUGAAAUUAAACGAAGACGCGGUUUUCUUCCGAAUAAGUAAAAGAAUGAAUAUUUUUAUGCAUAUUUACCAUGAAAUAUAAUUGAAUUUUGUAGGACAUCGAAAAUCAGUGAGAACCUUUCUGCUACAUAAAGAGUCAUUUUUGCAGUGUAUCAUUCUUGCGUGUCGUCGAACAGCCGACGCUCUUAGGUAAUUAAAUCAUUUUAGAAUUAUGCUGCAUGAUGAUUAGUUUUACAACCCUACUUAAUUAAUCUUUUCGAAACGAGAACGAUUUUCGUAACUUCGGUUGACAUUUCAUGCAUAAGCCCACCUAAUGUACAGUCCCCGUCCCUGCGCCCACCAUUACUGUCAGUAAAAACGGUCAAAAUGUGGUUGUUUGGUCCAAUGGACUAUUCGGGGGUGCAAAAUCAUGAUAGCCUAUGAGUGACAAGCUACGCCGGCCGACGCGUAAGAACUGGCGCCGGUUCGCGGCCUAGGUGCACAAGAGGCAUUUUAGAUAAAGUCCGAGAGGGUGUCUUUGCGAUAGCGGCAUGCACGUACUCUGGCGCGGUUGUCGCGGCCGUCGACUGACAGACGUCGGAAAAUGGGGGGCGGGAGAGAACUGUUGCAGCGCCUGUAGUGCUGUAUCUUGUGGUUGUUACAAUGGUGGUAGUAGUGUUGAUGACGGUGACGAGCUGUUGGGCAAAAAAUAGGCCCUGGGAAACUGAAGUUGAUCACUGGGACAUAUUUGUCCUACUUCUGGUGUUCCAAUGAGAGUGGAUUUCUCUCCAUUUUGUAACCGUUUCAUACCGAAAAUCGACCAGGAUUUUAAAUGACUUGUCGAGCUUAGCGACCGCGGAUCGAUCGAUUUUUGAUUUCGCUCUCUUUGCUUUUUGGCAAAUUUUGGUGGCGCUGGACGGCUGCUGACGAUGUCUCGUCGUCCUAGUAGAGGAUGAUUUUAAUUCUACCUAUCCUCGUCGAAUGAGUUGGUCUCGUUACUGUGUUUGCUCAGAUUUCGUAGUUGUGUUGUGACCAUCUUGUCCUGUCCUUUAUGCCUUUAAUGUCAUAGGACUUUAGGGGCAGCUGUCUGUUCAUAGAAUCAGCAUCUGAAUACCAUUGUCGAAGAGUGAGUCAUUCUGCUUUUGAGGUACCUCGGCGAAAGAUAAUCGGUCCUUGAAGGUCAGAAAUGUAGCCCGGUUUUUCAGUAUGAGUUGCAGGUUUUGGUUUAAACUGCAAGUCCACAGUUUUAUUCUUAUAGGCGGCUCUGAAAUUCCCUUUCAAUUUCCCCGACGCAGUCACAGUCCCCGUAAUUGCAGCACAUUUGGUAAACAGUUGCCGAAGGCUUUGUUGCAGGGCUCUGUCCCUAGGUUGCUUCACAAGACGACGAACUGUUGCCUGGGGCAGAUGGAAUUUGCCUAUUCCGGUGAGUGCUUAUUUUCAAGAGACCGCCUCGGAGACCCCCUUCAUGUAGGGAAUGAUCCUCCAGAGCUUGGUUUGCUUCCGUUUGGACUGUCCUUUGCUCAUGCUAUGUUUGUUUUGCUUGAUAAGUGAGCUCGGAAUCCAUUAUUUUGGAUGAGGUCAUGAAGGUAUUAUCAUCCAGCUUUUUCGUGAACCGACGUGCGUUAAUCCAUCUCAACCCUGUGGAAUAAAAUGCGAACGCAGUUGCGUUUGUGAGACAGAGAGUCAAUGCAAUUGAAAUGUGGUGUUUGCAUAAUGCCGAUAACUUUUCUGAAUACUGCAGUUUGCGGUUACCUAAGUGCACACUGGCGUACAAGGAUAUCGAGAAAGAGAGAUCGGCUGUUUGUUUCAGCUUCCGUCGUGAAGUGGAUAUUCGGGUAAGGUAACAUCAUUAUUUUUUAAUGCGCAAUGUUGAUCGUUUUGGCAAUGGCGAAAGUUUCACCAACUUGUUGAACCAAGAACUUUGGUUGAUUAUUAAUGAACACCAGGUACUCUAUCCGUUGAAGGACCACUUGAUCAAUCGGACCUGGUUGGGAGGAGUCCAUUAGAGUGUCUUUAAUUCGUCCACACAUAUGUCCAUCGAAUGUAUAAAAAGUCGUAAAGCGGUGUCGUUCAACCUCUAGCAGAUAUUCGGACUUCAGUAGCUUGUCUCUCUCGUCGUAGCAUUCAACCGGGUGUUAUCCCACAGUGUAAAUUAGUCAGUUCACAGCCAACUAACUAGACUAUUCAUUUAAAAUGCUGGUCGAUUUUUGAUUUUAGGCGCUUUAAAAAUGGGGAGUCGACCAGGCUCUCCGGGGCGUCAGCAACAGUACAAGUCUGUCCCGAUGGGCAACUUUCGUUUUUCUGCCUAUCAACCAGAAACUCUCAACUUUACGAGCCUGAGAUCAAGUCCUUAUUACCUUGAUUCCUGAGUUCCAUUAGGGCAUAUUUUUAAUCACACACCCGUGCAUCCGAUGCGGAAAAAUAUAAUUAUACUCAAUAAGUUGACAAUCCUAUUUAGGAGAAAAUUCAGCUACCCCAAAGGGGCUAUGGUCCCCAGAAGUAAUGGACAACCUUAGAACAAAAGAAGCCCUGAUUGUCUGAUUUAUUGUAUCCUGACUCUCGGACGAUUUUUUAGACUAAAAGUGAAAGUCCCAGGCUGUAACCAAUAACCUGCUGGUGGUCGUCGUUUUGUCUGUACUAAAAUUAUGCCAUUACUGUCAUGGGCUAGAAUCCCUCCAGAGUCGCCAAGGUUUCGACGUUUAGUCGUGCUACAUGUACAUUUUCAGAAAAAGGGGAAUUAGUGGCCGGAAUAAAAAAGACUUAUCAGAAAGACGCAACUGGUUUAGUCUUGAAAGAAACCAAAGCUUUAUCUGAUGCAUAAGAAAUGGGACAUUUAUAGGGGGAUUUUUUUAAGCAAUCCUACACCUUCUAAAAGUACCUGCCGUCAUGCUCAUCGCAGAUGUUCCAAUCACCUCCAAUAGCUAUUCUGUCAGCGAAAUCGAAGAAGUUAAUAGUCUUGACCACUUACCCUGCCCAGAUCGGGCCACGGCGAAAAGUGGGGACGAGGAAGUCCGUUGUUUUGUGAUGGAGUUCAGCCUGGUGAAUCCUGACUUGAACAACUCGUAACUCACGCGUUUUUUAACCCCUGCACUCACCCCUCGCUGGAUUUCAGCCGGAUACCGUGCGGGGCGCAGGGUGCGGCGGAGGAGUCUGGAAGGGUGAGCGAUACAUGACACACCAUUCGAACGUCGCUUUUAUCCUCACAAUCUGAUGACAAACUAGCUUUAUAUCUCUCAGACUUUGCGACAUUAAACUGCAUCCAAAAAAAUUGAAGUCAAAACUAUAAACGUAUUGCUGAAUAAAGCGAACAGGCCAGUUUCAGGAGGCAGUUCAGAAGGCGAUGUUUUAAUUACUGGAAUAAGAAAUGUAUUGACCUGAUGUUUCGGAUUCUCACACGAGCCCAUCAUCCGAAACACACGGCAUAGGUAGUCGGGGCACCAAGUGCGCAGAACUUGUAAAGCAAGGUUGUCAGGCAGCUAUACGCCCAUUAUAUUUAGUAGUAAUCGCUUUCAUUGUUAGGGGUUGUAGGUGGCGCGAGGACUGUUUAUCGGUCCGUGCCGAGUCGCUAAUAGUCUGGAUUUCAUCGCCGUUCUCGAUUCUUUGUUCGGCGAUGACUCGGAAAUUUGGCUGACCGUCACCUUGACUGUGGGCCACCCACAUUUUUCCUGCGUGGCUAAUCAUUCUGCCAAGGUAAAAUGGCAUCACAGUAUACGGAGGCGGAAAGUCAAUGCGCUUCUUACUUGGAUGCGGGGGGGAGAACCGUGACCAACAGUCACAUUGAUAGGGAGCCAAACGAACAAGUAAUCGUCAGGACAGAAAUUGACACCCUCUAUAAAAUCACGGCAAUCAAUGACUCCAUUAGGGAACAUUAAUCAUCGCACCAACUACGGAACCUCAAAGAUAAGCACGAGCACUGACCAAAUGUAAGCGUGUGGUUGCCGGAAAAUCGUGAGCCAUAAGUACUGCGCAUCUUGUGCCUCUAAUACUUUAUCUCUGAGUGUAUCUGGUAAUGCGUUCGACUGGUGAUCCAAAACGCCAGGUUAAUGACCUCCUAGGCCCAGCGAUCGUAUAUUUCUCUUGUAAACGGUAAACAUGAUUAUGGCGCCGGAAUCAGUCAUAAUUUAUACAAAGGAGUUGUGCGAGGUGCUACCUGAUACCAAUGGGAUUUUUAGACAGAUUAAUCUACAGACAGGGCUGGCGCAAAAUGAAAAAGUUUACUGUCAGUCGGUGAGACAUGCGAGGCGACACUGUCGUAUUGAACAAUAUGAAAUAUUUCCAGAAAUGUCGUAAUUUCCUCAAGAAAUUUCCAUUUUUUAGUUCCGUGCAACUUUAGUCAGCAAAAUGUUUAAUAGCAAAACUGAUGCGGUAAUUUUGAUGAUUGAAAACCUGUGUAAAUUUCUAUCGAUAGAUCGGCACAUGACGGGAGCUCAAUAACCCGCGAUAGUUCUAUUAUGCAACCGUUGACAUGUACAAGGAAGGUGCUUCCAUCCGGAUCGUACGGUCUUGUAAAGCUCGAACAUCCUGCUCUUCCAACAUCAUGGAAAAAACUGAUGGAAUAAGUAUGCGACUGGUUUGUUCGUAAUCACUAAUGAAUGUUAAGCUUAAAGGUUCAAAGAACACAUCAACUAGCAAUUUAUUCUUAAAUAUAGAGAUAAGGGUGGCCUGACUCUGGUUUAUUUUUUUGCCGUAAAUAUGCGCUUUCUCACUACGUCAACAGUUCCUGAAGAUAAUCAAUAUAAUAAAAGUACUCACUUUAAAUGGUACUCAUGCAACCCAAAAAGGGUGCGGAAAGGACACGCUGCUGAGUCCUGUAGGCACGCCUUAUAUCCGUAUCUCACGUCCAUCUGCCGCAUCUAUCUGGCGCUGCUGUAAAAUGUAGGACUCAAGGCGUUUGCUUGGUGUUUCAAUGCUAGUUCCAUCGCCGCCCCCAUAGUAGAUCUGUGACUUUCCAACUGCCUGACAGAGCACGUCCCGUAGGAUGCUGGUGGUGAGUGGUGAGAUCAUACGUAAACAUAAAUUGGGGUUAGAUCGCAGUUGGUAGCCGGGAGUAGGGAAGCGAACGGCGACCUUAACCCUAACUCUAACCUUCGCCUCAAUCGUAAACGUUAACCGUUGACUCUAACGGCAACCCUAACCCUAGCCAAAAUCUUAAAUGCAACCAUGACCCUUAGACAUAGCCGCAACUGGAAAACCUAACCGUAAUACUGAAACCUAAUCGUACGCUCAAACCCUAACCCAAAAGCCUAGGUCUAAAGGCAUUACCCUAACCUAAAAAUCAAAAACCAUUAACCAAUACCCUUAUCCUAACGUCAAACGUAAAACGGAGGCCAAAUGGGUCAGAUGUGAUUAUGGAGUCCCACAGAAUAGUCCUAGUAAACAGUCCCCCCCACCUGUUAUACGGGUCCUGGCUACCAACUGCAAUCUAGCCUAAAUUCGUUUUUAAUAACCACGGCUAUCUGUCUGUGUUUAUUUCUGUCAAGAAAAUGCAUGCUUGAACUGUCACUAGUAGGCUCAGUGAAGCCUAAGCAUCAAACGUGUUCUGCCGGGGUUCGAAACCCAAAGAAAUAUCAAAGAAACUCUCCUCAGAAGGAGGAUUCAACGGGCUCAUCACUUCAACGCAGUAGAUGUCUCGUGAGCCUGCAGGUUUUCUCCCCGUCGUUCUCAGAUAAAAAUUCCAUAGGACAUAUUAGAGCUAGUGUACCUUUACACAAUUAGUUCAUUCUUGUUAGAAUACUUCGUUCUGCUUCUAGAAAUGAAGAUUUAGAAGUACAGUUAUGUGUAUGACCCCGAAUGCAUAAGUUGUGUUCCGCAGAAUAGAAACGUGCAUUCAUGCAGGAAUUUUGUUAAUGCACUUCUAAAAACGCAAGAUUCUGAUUUCACAUGAGAGAAAACACGUUUAAUUGGGAAAUAAAUGUACUGAGGUUUUUGGAGUAUCUGCUGAGUGAAUGUACAAUGGGUGUAUGCUGCUUAUAAUAAGAACACUCAACACAUCUCUCCUGAUGAACAGCCCUAACUCACUAUUCUACCCUCCGGCUUACCAGCCAGGUUUGUUAGCAUUAUGGUUAUUCUUUUGUCAGACUUUAGGGCGUAAACUUAACAGACCGAUCGCUCUGUCCCAAAUAACUGAAUUAUACCGCUUCGGGAGUCCAUUUUAUUUUGUAUUAGCAGUAACAUGGUGCACACAUUGCAAGUAAAUCUGACACACGCCAAGCGUCCAUACACAAAAAAGACCGGUACCCAUGUUUCAUCGACCUCUGUUGCAUGCAACUACAACAUGAAGUUGGUUAAAUUGUAGCUUUAUCCUCAGACAUUAUCGUGGGAAUUUAGGUGCAAUUGCCAGUUUUCCCAAAUGUGUGAACCUUUCUGAAGGCAGUUUCAAUAUUUGGUCCAAAAAUAUGUUUGGCCACUUGACCUUAAUAUCACGAAAGCACGAAAGUCAUGUCAGACGCAGCGUGUGAGGGAACUUCAGAAACAUUGACUGACAUUUUCAUUUAUAGCCUUAGGUAUUACUGUUUCUGUGGCACGAAUUACUGUGCAAAACUGCUGCAUAUGCGCCCGGACGCCUGUUUUUGAUGGACCAAUCUUGCAGUUUACUGCACGCGAUCGCAAACGAUACCUUAAUUGAUGUAUAUGUGUUUGCAUGUUUCGUAGGGGCCCGUAUUCAUAAGGAAAUGUUUGUUGAGAAGCCGCAAAGAAUAUUCAAUUUAUUGUACAUUAUGCAUUAUGAAUCAUGCGCCUUGCCCACUCAUGGUAAGAAAAGGGUGUCAUUCGCUUGUAAAGAUGUGCACACCUUUGAAUAUUCUUUGGGCACUCACGAUACCCUUUAUAUACUCAAUCGUUUGCAUAUUUUUCAGUGUUGAUUUCCGACGCGAUUAAUCAAUACUACGAAAAGAUAUGGCAUCAAGAUGUUUCCCCAUAAUGCGUGGCAGUUCAUAGCACUUAAUACGGAAGCUCAAUUCUCAAACACAACAGCAAAAUGGCCAAAUAAAAGCGUGUGAUUUGGCAAAGUUUUUAAAAUAGAACAGUUUCUUCCUUCGCUUUCGAAUCUUAAAAAAGCUACAUUUCUAAAAUGUUAAAACGGUUAAUUUUUCCUCCUUUUGCAAAGUAUGACUGUAUUUUUGUACAUGCCAAAAACCAACAUGCGGUAAUUUGCACAGUUGCCCAAUUUUAGCAAGCACUAUUUCCACGCGCACCCAGACAUAUUUUGGAACGAAAGCAGCAACUGAACACGUGCAGAAUAUUUUGAAAUGAUGUCGCAUGACAUUCACCACUGCAAACUCAAUAAAUCCUCCCUGGAUCAAAAUGUAUUCUAAGGUUCCGCCGAAUUUUUUAACUUGCACCAAGUACGAUAACAGCAAAUUCACUGACAAUUUAAUUCGUUGCACUAUGCGUUGCCCAAAAUUAGCCCUAGACUGGCUGCCAGUUAAGGGCACUUUAACUGUGCUUUAUGCUUGUAUCAUGUUGGACGUAUACUUAAAGUAGUAUGUCAUAUAUGGCAUGAACUUUUAAGAACAAACUGAAAACAGGGUCAUGGGGAGGCUGCUUAUUGCGAACUUUCUGCAAAUGAGCUCUCCUGAACGUUUAUAUCUUUAAUCAAACAGGGUAGUUAUUGAACUUUAAAGCCCGUGCGCAUGUCCUCCAUGGCAACCGCCGCUUGUGAAGAUUUCUGUCCACACAUUCGCAUACGACAGGCCAACGUCCUGUUCGACGAUGUCCACCAUGCGUUCCAUAGUACAAUGGGCAGAGUGACGGUGUCAUGUGCGCGGAUCAAUAUAUAGUGCAGGUAGACAUGCGAUGUCUCUAGUGCAUUCUCUCUUUUUCCUCACCCUCGUAUAUCCGGUAUCAAGAUAGAACGGAAAAGACUGGAGGCGGAAUCGGGUUCAAAUGUCUGACACGGCGCAAACCCACACGUGGACGUGCCUCCACAUCUCCUACGAGUUCACAAACGCACACACACCGGGGUUUUAUCUUUUUUGUCUUACACUCGCGCUGUGUUCAACCCUCGCAAAUGUAACUGUCGAAUAAGCUGCGGGAAAAUCUGAUUAUCAACAAAUUUUGUCCUGCUCAAAGGGCGAAAGCGACAGCAAUGCGGUCAGAUGAGGACAUACAGAUAAAACAUGUCUAGUUGAUUCCUUUGUCAUUUCGAUUCAACAUUUUAAAAAGGGGAUGGGGGUGAAAAUAAAAUUUAAUUUGGCCGGGCCCUCCUAUUAGAUUACUGUUAGAGUACCAGCCCUGCUCCAUGAGAUCAAGUUUGAUCGAAUUUGUUCGCAACAUUCAUUAGAUGUAUUGUAUCAUAUAUUACCAUCUCACGGCGCCAUCAUGGCAAACCGCUCAGUAAGAUGCCAAUACAUACUACAGUGGGUGGUUCUGUUUAACUUCCUUCACAUUCCAUCAGAUCACCCUUGCAUUGCCGAAUUGUGAGCGUCAGUUGCUCUGGUGAAUGUAACUCGAAAUAAACAGACGAGAUUCAUUGCACCUCCGGACCAGGUAUUCGUCUUCUCAAGCCUAUGUCUGGUCCCAUGAUAUUGUGCAACGCUUUAGGGUCUGGCUUUUCUACUCCCCAGUCUCUCCCUCCAAUUAUCAACAGAUCAUACCUUGUCAGACAGAGAUUUUAAAUUCAUAAAAACCCCGCUCUGAGACAGGCUCUUUUCUGCAGAGGAGGAGUGUAUCAAAUGCUUGUGGCUGCAGUGGAUUCUGGUCAGCUGUUCACUCACUUUUCGGGUCAUUCUUGGGUUACUUUUGCGUGACUCUACCAGUUUGUCCAAAACAAAAAACAAGCACAUUCUUCUUAUCCCGCAUGCACUUCAGGCUGGCGCUUCGAAACAACCUUGCAUUUUAUUGGAUCUUGGUUUUAAGACGUUGGCAAGGGAUUCGCUUAUCUUUGGCUUUUUUAUCUCAGUCACAGUGAAUUUUCCCGGCAGGUCGUUAUGUGGGAAUUGUUUUCACGCAAAAAUCGUCCCUAAUGCACUAUUUACUUGGCCGCCUAUGAAGGGUGUGGAGGCAACGCCGUCGCAAUUGGCAACCGAGGCGGUUUUUUGGACUGUCAAGCAGACCGACAGUCUUUUUGUGCACUUCAGACGCUAACACACUCACUGCAAUAGCCAGAAAAUUAAGUACGAUGCAACAUCUGCCAACGCGAUAGCAACCAAACCUCCAUCUGGACUCGCAUCAGAACUACUGCAAUGCAUAUCAGUUCGAAUAUGCAAAACAUCCAGAAGAGUUUUUUGCAACGUUGAUGCACAAAAGAAUAUGAAACGGCUGCCAGUGUAGGGGACCGUCGAAAUUUGGAUAAAGUCUUAGAAACACGAACCUGAGCUUAGAAACACUCAGAAGAACUAGUCACAACUCAGAAGCCCUAAUGUCCUCACAGGUGAUAACAGCGCCACCUACGUCACAAAUGCGUAACUUGCGGCCAAAAGUCACUCUGAGGAUCUCCGUUCUCUCACCUGAAGGAAACUCCAAGUGGCGCAGUCUUCGCGGCGAGAUAGUGAAUGGAGCCCGAUGGAAAAUCUCAGACUUACGGUGUUGAUUUUAUGCCUGGUUAACAGACAUUAAUCCACCCCUUUACCUGCACCGUGUGUUCGCACUCAAUCAACGUUAUACCGAACGUUCUACUAAAAAAUACACGCUUGAAAGUCGUUUGAUUUGACGUGAAAAUCAACAGCCGAACCCGUGGAACACAGGUGUCUAUGGCAUAAUCAAACGGUGCUUGUCUGACUGUUCGUCGUUUGGGUUGCAUUGAAUUGCGCGCGGCCGUGGACAGGAGCGCGAGGUCACUUUUGGUAACAGGUUUUCUGCUUCGAUUUGCAGUUCGUUGUUUCGCAACCGACUAAUAUCUGCACGCACAGCCACGUUCUUACUCUCCAGAACCAUUUCUUAUUUUUGAUAUCUAGAUUGUGUUUCUGCAACAAGACAAAAAAUAGCGGAAAAUUUAAUCUUUUCGCAGGUCUUGAUAAAUAAAAACAGUUUAUAGAAGCUACAAAGCGUAGGUAAGACCAUCUUAGAUGACAUUCCGAAGGCAUUACGCAACCAGCAAAUUCAGCAAAAUCGAGCGGAACAACCUGAGAAAUUAUUGUAUGUUGACUUAAAAGCGUCUCUUAAAGCCAAUUUUCCAAAGUCAUCCCUACCACAGGGAUCUGAAAUCUAUAUGCCUUGUCCAAAGAUUACUUUUGUGACAGGUAAGCCAGAUCGCCUACAUGUGUGUUUCUUGUGUUUGGGCGUUUGUUUCCUUUGCUUUUUUACGGAAAUACAGGAGUAGGGGCGCAAAUUACUAGUCGUGGUCGCCUGCAAUUACAUAUAGUGCGUGACCGAUCCCAUGAAAUGUUGAUCGAAAUACUGAAGUGCGUCUUUGAUUAGGAUGGAAUACUUAGGUGGGAUUGGAAUAUUGACCAUCAUGCGAGAUAAUCUUAUAGUAUUUUAAACUUGUCAAUAUGUUAGUUUUUGAAUGCACUUCUUUUCGACCUGCAAACACCACAUUUGGUAAAAAAUGACUACUCAUUUAGCAUGCAUUUUCCACCUUAAUUUUCAGUGGUCUUAUAAAUCGAAAAUUAUUUUAUAGAAAACAUGCGUAAAAUAUGCGUCAUUUUACUCCUUUGGUAUAAAAACACAGUAUCUCAAAAUUGUAUACCGUAUACUUAGGUUUUAAAAAGGAUUCUCAAUUCUCGAAUAGGUUUGAGACAAAUUAGCUACUAGCGUCGAACAAUCUCAAUUUACAAGGUACAUGUUAUCCGCGAAGGAAAGAUCAUAUAUUCCUCUAUGGCUUUAGGACGAUACCAUGUGUGGUUCAUCAAAAUUUCGCAAUAAAUGUUGACUAUGUGUUACUUUUCAACAGGAGCACUGACAAACGUGCAUGUGCGAUGCUCUUUGUAUGAACAACGCAUAGUUAUAAAAAAUUCAAAAUUAGGAACUUUUUUAAAACCGGAAGAUACUAUUUCUUCGAGUACAAAAUGUGAAGAUAAAGUAAUUUUCUACCAAACGAAUUAAAGAGUGCACUCUUCGCUGUUUAUGCACUUCCACUGAACUGUCCUUUUCUUCGACUUGGGUUUAUACUGCGGUUGCAAACUACCACAAUACCAUCUGCAUAGUAAUUAAAAUUACUUCAAAAUGACACAAUUUUGCUUUAUCCGUAAAUUUAGCUUGUUAGCUACUUCUAUGGAAGUAAACUAACUUGCUCACUCUUGACUGAAUAGCGUUGGCGCUGAACAUGACUUUAAGUCCUUUGCAGAACGCUGUUGACCCAUUCUCCCACUGCGAGGAAUGAAACGGCAGAUUAUGCCUGGUUACGUUAAGGUACCCAUGUCUGAGCAGUUUGAACAGUGAGAACGAUAGAACAAUGUAUCUGCUGGAAAAAUCGAAACAUCAACUUUGCAAAAAGUUAAUAUGACAAAUUGGCUCACAUUGUCAAAGAACACGGAGUACCACUGUGUACUUUCAACAGCCGUGUUUGUUAGGCAAAAGCCACAGCGAAGAAGCUUAGUUUUAGAGGAUUUCACACUUGUCAAACUCAGACGCAUUAAUCUGGAUCUUCUAGAAAACUUAGUCAACAAAUACGACGCGGCGGUUUUUUGAUAGGUCAAAUCAAGUGCAGACACUUUUGUCUUUUCAGAGGACCGGGGUCAGCGCAUUUUUUGCUGAAAGCAGAUGAGCUAUCUUGAGCUUCACGAAUGAAACUCUAUUGCGCCGGAAGUAAACAACCUCGCAAAGCAAGAAAUGUCACCAUAAAGUUAUUCGUUGAGGGAAAACGUCAGUGCGCCUCAGAAAUAUUGCCAAAAAUCCUGUAAACAACUGCAGCAUUAAGAAACUUCUGAGCAUCAGGCAUAAAACUAACGCCAUGUAAGGAGAAAAAUAGAAUUAUUCGUCACAUAAAGAAAAAACAGAAAUGACACUUGGAGGCCAAAAAAUCUAAUAUGGACGAUCUCCGUUUUGCGAAGUGCUAAUUCAAUCAUAGUUAGCUUUUUAAUACCAGCCUGUUUGAAAAUGGCAGUGAAAAGAGUCAUACUCUUUUUUCACACUAAGUCGCGGCGUAUUUGGCAUUGUUGUUGACAUUCAUCUAGGGAACACAUACGCUUUAAUAAUUAUGAUGAAUCUCCUCAAUAUAUGCUGUUUCUGCGUCUUUCAAUAGAACAUGCACUUUGAUCUGCUGUAUUUUCACGUGUCCAGUUUGCAAAUCGUUCUAUAAAUUAGUAUGCAGACUUGGAGAAAGUUGAUGUUACGUCCUGAGCCAAACUCUGUCAGCUUUAAUGAGAUAAUUGCUUAAUAUUUGAAAGCAACCAAUUAGCAGCCGAAAAGAUAAAUACGUUGUUUAUUAUCAACCGUAUUGUAGCACAUGUAUCGGCUAAAAUUCCAGACACCAGUUUUACCGAUUUUCUGCAGCUCAAGUAUUCGACAGUGAGCGUUUCGAUUCAUCAGUUAAUGCAUCGGCAUGCUUCUUGUAAUUUCUGUUAUAUACUAUAGCUUUGGUAAUAUCCUUUUCAGGACGAGUCUGAAAAGAUAUUUUCCGAAUGGUUUACACUUAGUUAACGCAGUACAUCUGUGGAAAAGACAAAACUAUAUUAUCAAUAUUGGAAUAUCAAACGAAAAUAAAACGGAAAAUUUGAGGAACAGGCCGAUAAUUGGAACCACCCACAGCUAUGUCGUGCAGAAUUUGUAUAUUUUAGAUCAAAGGGAAUUCUUCGACUAUAAUUAAGUUAAGGUCGAUUAUAACAAGAAUCUUAACUUACAGUGCCCGAUCGAUCUCAUGAAAUGUUGGCUGAAAUACAGAAAUGCGUUUUUAAUUAGAAAGGAUUACUAAGGUCCGGUUGCAACAUUGAUUAGCGUGUGGCAUAAUCCUAUAGUAUGUCGGAUUUGCCAGGAUGUCGGCUUUUGGACGCACCCUUUUUUCACCUCCUGCAAAAACCGUACUCAGUAGACAAAUGACUACUUAAGGAGCAUGUAUUUUUACUAUGGAUUAUCGAUGGGCUUAUAAAUUUAAACGUACUUUAUAGAAAACGUGCACAUAAAUAAGCUUUUUUAAUCAUUUGGUGGAAAAUAACAUUGUUUUAUCGUUUUUUGUACGAAAAAGUGUAUAGGUAGAUUUAAAAAAGCUUACCAUUUUUUAAUAUUUUUGAGCCUGAUCUGCCAUUGCAUGGUCUUCGCGUAAGGAAAAUCACAUAUUCCUCUAUGUUUUUAAGAUGAUAUUACCUAGAUUUCAUGAAAUUUCGCAAUGCAUCCGAACUGUGUUGUACAUUUCAUGAGCAGUAGCGGUAAACGGACAUUUGCGGUCAUUUAUGCAUGGACAGCGCACGUUCUUAAAAAUCGGACAAUAAGAGACUUUUUUAAAACUUAAAAAUACGCUUAUUUCGUGCAUAAAAUGCAAAGGCAAUAUUGUUUUCUAGCAAAUGAUUAAAAUAAAGCUUAUUUUUGUGCACGCUUUCUAUAACGUUCAUUUUAAUUUAGAAGACUAUGGAAAAUCCAUAGGAAACAUGCAUGCUACUUGAGUAAUCAUUUUUUACUGAGUACGGUUUCUGGAAAAGGUCAUGAAGGAGUGCAUCCAAAAGCUGAAAUUUUCGCUAGUCCGAAAUGCUAUAGGAUUAUGCCACAAACCAAUCAAUAUUACAACUCCACCCAAGUGAUCCUUUCUAAUCAAAAACGCAUUUCAGAAUUUCAGUCAACAUUUGGUGAAGUCGGUCAUGCACUGUAAGUAUUGCGUGUUUACCAACAAAGUGGUCAAGAGGGUGAGGUGGAUUCAUUGCUUUCUGUAGCAAACCCUACUUACGGUUGCCCUUUGUAGCACGAUGCAUAUAACAAUCUGUCUGCAUAGAUUCAUGUUACACCUUAUGUUUUGUUGGCCUUGUUGCCGCACUAUAGAAUGAUAUUAUACACACCCUUGGUGUCUGUAAAGGCCAAGUAAACAGGUUGAUCUAGUGAGAAAUCUGCCGGACUCCCUGAUAAAUGUUGAAUAAAAGGACAUUUGUGGACAACAACCCUGCCAUUUCUGUAGUCCUCUUGGAAAAUGCAUCGCAGAAAAUGUAGUCAACAAAGAGGUGAAAUCAAGAUGCCAAAUCAAAAGCGGUUUGGAACAUUUGGAUUUUACGCAGCUGAAUAGACGGACUGCACUUUAUGCUCCGUUAUUGUUGAUGCAGAUCUUUUUACAAGCCUCGCUUUGCCGGCACCCUGACGUUUGGUCUCACUUUUUAUAGAAUUUAGCCAGGCAGAAGCCUUCUUCUUGAGAUCAUAUCUUUGUCCGUUAUCUUCAUCCCGCCAUUCCUUUCAGUCCAAGACUUCCUAUCUCUUAGAAAUAAUAGAAGAUCUAGAAAAGAAAGUGACCAUUGAAGUGGCCGAAUUGUUUCAGGUAACGUACUGUACCUUCCGCAAACUUGGAUCAUCUUAAAGAAUCAAAUGCAUUCUACGUUAGGCAUAUUUAAAUGUCAUAUGUAAACCUGUUUUUGACGUCAUCAUAUACAACUAUACUAAAACCGACAAAUAACUUGAAAAUUAAACGCCUGUCAGUCAAUGUUUCCAUUGUCUUGUGACUCAUUUCGUCAAAUGUGAUGUGGAUAAAACAUAUGUGGACAAAAUAUAAUCACAUGCUACGUCGUAGGUUUUGACAUGCUUGUCCCGAAUGUCCAACCUUAUAUUAACCUAUGGUUUUUCUACCUUUUUGUCCAAUUGAUUUUAUGAAGACAGCUAUUUAAAAAUAAGUGUCAAAUUAUGGAACUCAAUGUCGAGCAAAAAUCUGCACCCCAGGGUAUUAUACCUCUGAUAUAGUUAAUUCCCGUCAGCAGUAACCUUGAAACGCAACAGAGGAAGGAGUCACAUGCUCAGGGAUGGCGUUUUUUAGUGUAGGAAGACGUGCGGCAUUAAAGUAAAAGACGCGAUCGCCUGUUUAAAAUACGCUCGAAGAGUAUCCAAGAUUAACGUCGAUUCGUACAUUUUCGCAACUGACGGAUGUAGAAAUGCGUCGGUGGAGUGGUUCUUACCGAACUUAACGUUUGCGCCGCAAUUUAUUAGAUAGAGGAAGCCUGCAGCGGUCUGUGCAAAUUAUUCAAGGUUUAGAGGUUUGGUCCUGCAACCCCACCUGAUUGAUACAAUAAUGUUAGUAUUCAAAAGCCUUUAGUAAAUGGGAACAUGCUGGCUCUGCAAAUAUCAUUAUUGCAUCCUCCUUAAUAUCUUAAUCCAGCAAGUGACUGUGCCGCGGCGGAGGAGGAGAGCAUAUAAACCAGACUCGGGUAGUUCAGGUAUCAGCUCGCAUGCGUCUCCUUGAGCCUGCUUCGAACCCUAUUUGCUCUCUUUCUUUAUAACCUCACUCCAGCGACCAAAUACGUAUACGUGCUAAUGGAAUUGUUUGGAUGGUGUGGAACUCCGUCGGCUCCACUACAGUGGCUAUGCACUGCGAAUUACCACGCGGUUCACUCCGUGGCUUUCUAGCUGUGGAUGCGCUUCCAUAUCCUACUAAUCUGGCGAGUGGCUAGUUCGGAGGAGAGUGUGUACUUGCCACCUUCACUCGCUUCCUUGCGCGUGUUUCGAGCUGUGCUUGCGCUCUCUUUCCCUUUCUUAUCCAACGAAUGACUAAGUCUUGUAUGUUAGCUAAUAUUAUUUUAGAAGGAUAGACAUACGGUACCAAGCAAGUGAUCUGCAGAACCAAACCUCGCCGAAAUCUCCCGCAGCAAAUGUCACGGACGAAAAGUACACUUUUAGGCCUUCGUCCUUUUACUAAAGCUAGCCUGAUUGCAGAGAAAACGGCUAUUUAAACGCGGUCAGAUGACUGAAUCACAACUUGAUCUUGCUAAAAAUUUGAACAAGUAACCAAAGCGUGGUUCAGGAGAUGCUUGUGCAAAGUUUUUUAUGAUCAAUGUCCUUGAGUGACCACGACCACUUUCCAGAAUAUGCGAUGUCGAGACAACAAAUGGCCACUUAAACAAUAUAUGUUGGAAUACUGCCUCAGAUGACAAUACCUGUAAGUAAACUCUAAUUAUCUGGCUAGCCUUCAAUAUCAAGUGUGUAAUAGGGAUAUAAUAAUGAUUACAUGCAGGCGACUAUGUCAUCAAUGAUCAUGAAUGGGACGACUACAAAUUUCAGUAUGUUUGCGGUUGUAAUGUGACCUCCUGCUUAAAUGCUGUAAUCCAGUGCCCCCAGCUCGCGACGGGCAGGCAAGCAAAUGCGCCGAUCGGGUAUCUCGCUGCGAAACCGUCCUCUUGAAGUAGCCUUCCUGUGUAAUGGGCCUCCUCCUUUUCAGCGGACAGCAGAUUUCUGCGUAAGGCGUUAACGGAAGCGCGUUUUUGCAAGAUUAGAUCCCUGACAGUCGAACUGCCUGUCAGUUUAUGAAUUCAGGAAGCAUACUGGGCGGGAGAUGUUCCUGACCUGGUAAGGUAGCCUAUGCAUGCUAUACCCCGAGUAGAAUGUAAGGCCGUUGCUGGAAUACUGACAUCCUCCUUGAGUUCUAUUAAAAUUAAAGUUGCAAUGUCAAAAUACAUGACGUCAAAGAUGUGCGUGUGUGUUUAUGUUUAAGUAAAACACACAUAAAAAUAAUUGCUUCCUUUUGGCCCUAGAGCAGGGGACGUAAUAUGUAAUUGUGCAGGCCGAAUUCUUACAACCGCUCCUGUCGGCACAAACGCAGUAUUGAAAUUUUCGCAAACAACGCAUUUUUAUUGACCUACAAAUGUGUAAACAAAACAAUAAUACGGCAAAAAAUCGUUAGACUGGGAGAUAUCUCGUUUUGUGUCAAAAUGCGCUCUUUGAGUAGCUUUUAAAAUCUCGCUUGAUUGUAAAAUAAUGUAACUCACUUAUGAAUGCACUAUCCAAAGUAUGAGAAUAUGUAAAUUAAACACCAAUUUCGAAUGCAACACUGACUACCAAAAGUAUAAAACAGGUUGUGGGUACUUUCUAUUUUUUUAAUUUUUUAACGUCUGAAAACUAUCAUCCGGCUAAAAAUCAAAAACAAAAAAUGUUUACCCUUUACAUUUUUCCUGUCAAAGUAGGAAAAUUUCAAGAAACGUUACAGCACCGCGAAGAAACUGGAUUAGUUGUAACAUAAAGGUCAUAAUGUAAUCCAUGUUGGUCAGCAUUUUAAUGGGCAAAUGAACUCUUUACUAUCGGUUUCUGCAAAUUGUUGUGCAAGGACGUUGAGGACAUUUGUCGCAGAGAGAUUACCUGCCUUACAACGAAAUUCUCCCUCCGGUCAAAAGAAAAGGUACUGUCUAAAAAAAACUGGGUACAGAAAUCGCUGUUCAUGAUAAAUUUUAAUGGUAUAAUUUUGAGCUUUCGAUCUCGGAGUUCAGCAUUUAAUUUAAAACCACACACGUAAUAAGAAUAAAGAUAUCCAGAUUUCAACAAAGACUCUCGGAAAUAAAAUGACGUUUGUUCAUAUAAUGGAUAAAUGAAAAGGAAAAUUACUGAAUACUGAGACAACGGUUUAUCUCGCAACAGCGUUCGUGCAGUAUAUAGAUUGCAAUGCACUAUAAGUGUCUGAUAGUCACUGAACUACAAACGACAUGUGCUUUUGUUCUUCUUUAAGGUUCAAGUGCGAAACGUGCUAACAGCAUAUGCCUGCUUGCAUCAAUUACUUAGAAUUUGUUUUCCAGUGGAAGCAACCACUUUCAAAAUAGCAAUUCACAAUGGGAGCUGAACAACAUUUUCAUUUUUCUUGAGGUCCUAGAUGGUAACGAAGCAUUGCCUGUGUUUUAUCCUUUAAUUUGCCCAAUACUUGAGGACAAAUUAAUGCUGAUGUGAAAUUUAAGUUAUCCUAGCCCGCGAAAGUUAAAAAACACAGGAUAUGUUUUGCAUACAAACCUCAUUAUAAAUGCCCACAAAGGUACACACGCCGUUAAGGUAUAGACAUAGAUUGAAAUCAGACUGCAGUCUUUUAAAGGAUUGUUACCUUCUUCCCAAUAUCAAUCAACUUGUGUCCUUAUGAACCUUUCAAAUAAAUUAACACUUCUACUUUGACACUAUGUUCGUCAGUGUUAGGUGAUGUCUACGUCAGAUAAUUUUUCUGCGGAAAAUGUAUAUUGAAUUCAGCAGAUAUAAUCAUUGCAUACUAUUUUUUCCUGCAGCAUAUGUAAUGUCUUCCAAAAUUAACAAUAUUUGUUUAAAUUCGUUAUCACAUAUGUAGGUAAAAAUAAGUUGCCGAAAAUUCCGAAAACUCAUAGAUUUAGCCUACUUUAUAAAAAACUUGGUUGUUUGUACUUUUUAUUGGAGGUCUCGAUACUUAGGUUUACUGACUUAUUUGAUGUUAGGGAAACAAAACCACGAUCAUAUCAGAAAUAAACUUUGUUAAGGUUCAUUUAUAUUUUACGCUCACAAUGCUCGCAAAGACGCAACCUUGCUUUUUCUUCACAAUAUCUUUAAGCGACUACUUUUCGCAACCGCUACAAUGCUCUAGAGCAUUUGUAUUUUUCCUAUAAUUUUAAGGCAGUGCUUAUUGUUGUUACUGUCUGACAUAUUCACAAAAUAUUCUGCAAAAACGCGGUCCAGAUGCAGCUGGUUCUGGAGAAUAAUGGCCUAAUUCUAAUUGUUGAGGCAAGCUGAACAACUACUUUCGUACUUUUAAUUUUUCCCCCAUGACACUCUCGCGCUCCAACCAAUACCCCUCCUUCCUUCUCAAUUGCCAGUAGUCCCCUGACAUUCACUCACAUCACAAUAAUCCACAAGAUCAUGUGUCCUAAGAGACAUGCAGGACAGUCGACUUUGUCCCCGAAGUGUUGAACCUAAUUCCAUAUUCAACAAUCUCAAAUGUCUGCUCGCUUUUGUCGUCCGCAGCGAGGACCGAUCUGGCAUGGUCUUCAUGCCUCAUUUAUUUCGUAUUCUCAGGGGUCGUUUGGACAGACGGUGGUAAAUUUCGCAAAACAAAUUACAAAGGGAGUUUAUGUGCGUCAACUUAGGGUGUGAUAAAAGUAACAAUAAUAUUUCCGGUGUGCAGGAGUCACUUUACGCAGAGAGCAUCUCAGCCAGCAUUAGAGACAGUAAUGACUGGUGGCUUCUGCAAAUUGUAAAAGUUUCGGGGAAAACUGAUCUCCAACUGAGCUAAUUAACAUCAAAGCAGUCUCCGGUUAGGUCGUCCUUGCCGAACAGGGUAGGUUUCUCGUGGUCGUGUCUUCUUCUCCAAACCGGAAGAAAAACGAUCGCGGAAGUUCUAAGAUUUAACGGAAGUUACCCUAGUCUUCUGCGCCUAUGCAUAAACCGGGAAUAAUUUUCAUUUUUUAGAGCUUUCAUCAAAAGUUCGCAACAUAUCUUAAACAAUGCCCGACAGCAUGUCAUUCAGACCGAUUCAAGUUUUAUCAAUUCUCUAUAUUCUAUAGAAAUAAAAUCGCUUAUUUCAGUGAUUGUAGUUAUUAAUCUCGGCGAAUGAUGUUGCUUCCGUUCAAGUGUGACUGCAUAGGAAAAUUUCAUUUAAAUGAUACAAUCACAUUUUAAAAACUGUUAGGUUUUCAUUAGACAUUGCAUCUUUACCCAAAGGAAAAUGCAUAUUAUGGAUUUGCUAUGUAUACUGUGAGUGACCGAUCUCACGAAAUGUCUACCGAAAUUUGGAAAUAUAUUUUAGAUUUGGAGGAAUUGCUUAGGUACCGUUUCAAAACUGUUUAUCAAGCGAUAUAAUCCUAUAAUGUUUUGAACUCGCCAGGAGAUCGACUUUUGAAUAUAUUUCUUUUUAACCCCCUACAGAAACAGUACUUGGUUAGAAAUGACUACUUAAGCAGCAUACAUUUUUAACAUUGAUUUCUGAAGGUCUUAUAAAUUUAAAUAUAUUUUGUAAGAAAGAGGCGUAAAAGUAUAUUUUCUAUUGCCCGUUUGGUAGAAGAUCACGUUAUGUUUGCAUUUUAUAUCUGAAGAACGAGUAUAGUUAGCUUUUGGAAAAGUGAAUAUUUAUGAGAUUUUUAAGACUAUUCAAUGUCCAUUCAUACAGCAUAGUACAUGUCCGUUUGAAAGUGAUCAGCAUCUUCUGCAAUAUUUUGUGAACUUUGCAUAGUAUUUUUCUAAAAUCAUAGAUGAAUAUAUGAUUUUCCUUAUGCCGAAAGCAUGCGUCUUGUUUACUGCAAUGGCUGAAAGCUAAUGAAACGGCUGAUCAGGCUUAAAAUUAUUCGGGCAUUGGGAAACUUUUUUCAAAGCCCAAAUAUACUCUCCUUUCAAAUAGAAAAUGUAAAGACAACGUGAUUCUCUACCGCAUGGGCAAAAGAAAGCAUAUUUUUAUGCAUGUUUCCUAUAAAAUAUAUUUAUAUUCAUAAGACCAUCAAAAGUCAAUAUUAAAAAGGUAUGCCGCUUAAACAGUCAUUUUUACGAAGUGCGGUUUCUCUAGAAGGUUAAAAACACAUACCUUCAAAAGCCGAUAUUCUAUAAAAUCCGAAAUCCUCUAAGAUUAUGUCGCAUGUUAGUCAGUAUUUGCAAAUCUCCACUUAAACAGUUCUUCCUUAUUGAAAAAGCAUUUCAGAAUUUUGGCUUGCAUUUCGUGAGAUUGGUCUUUCACUGUAGAUGCUGCGCGUAAUUUCCAAUAGCAAGGACGUGUGCUGAGUCCGAUGUCAGUACAUGGAAAGUUAUGUAAUCGCUUUAUCCUAUGUGAUGAUAUUGACAGAAAAAAUGUCCUCACCGGCAAAUACAGAAGCAAAGAUAACGUUAAAAUUCCGUUUAGACCUAAGGCUACUACGAGUACACCAGGCAAUUCAGUUAGACAAAAAAAUAUUCUGAUUGAGCUAAAUUCUUUAACACCAUUCUGCAAAGAUAAAAUUAUAAAUUUCUUGUUUCGCAAGAUAAUUACAAUAUUUACCUUGUCAGCAUCCUUGAGCUGAUUCAUAUGGAAAUAUCUCGUAAUCUGCUGAAUUCAUGAUGUGCCGUAGAAAGUUUAGCCUUAUACAUAUUAUCCAGGUAACGAUAGCUCAAGAACGUGUAACUUGAUAACUAAGCAUCAUAGAUGUAUUUUGAGCAACAUUUUGAUUGUAAAUAUCUCUUAAAAAUCUCAGGUAGGGAUAACUGGAAAAUUGUUUUGUUUUUUUACAUGUUCUCUAACACGUUAAAUUGGAAUUUGUUUGAUCUCGAUAAAAGACAAACAUAAUCUUGUAGAUUAGUUAAUCUACUAUAAAUUAUAAUUUAUGUUUCGAUAUGAUUGAGAUAACAAAAGUGACAAGUAGCAGCAAAAUAUCUUACCGGAAAUUCGUUAACUUAAUCGUUGGUAAUAUGUCAGCUUUAUACCACAGCCCUCCAACACACACCUCGACCUACUUUGACGAUUCAACCUAUGGGUUGGUGGUACCUUGCCUGUUGUCAAUGCUGCUGGUUAAAGUAAACGUGUCAGUGUGAUGCAGGAAUGUAUACCCCUCACCCAGAACUGCAGGUUUCCUUGAGCUAAUUUUCUCGUGUUUUUGUUCUCGCCCUAACAUUUGCCUUCCUUCCGGCAUCUUAAUCCUGAUAGUAAUCCUCAAACACCUAAACUUAACCCUAAACCUCUCAACCCCAAACCCAAACACUAUACUUAUCGUAACUCUUUUAGUCUUGUCUGUAACUCCAUCUUUCUAGAAUACGGAUCAAGGCCAUCAAUGUUGUUCCUCUCGCCCAUAUAUCUGACUGUGCACCGAUGUCUGACAAACAUUCCUGAGACGCGCAGCAAACCACUUCCAUCAGUUUGUUGCUUAGUAUUAAGAAUUUUAACUGUGUCUGUUUUGAGGUAUCCAACUUAAGGCAAUUUAGACCAAAAAAAGACUUUGAGUUCAUGAUACGGAAUUUGCCGACAGCUACUGGAAGAGAUCCUUUAUCAACGGGCAUUCUUCUCGUCUUGGGCUUCAUUCACGAACGAAUAUAUAUGUUAUGCAGGUGAGACCAGAGGCACGUAAAUUGGCACAUAACCGUUUCAAGCUUAUUCCACCUUCAUCCAGGCCUUCAUCCGAAAACUGAGACACUAGCAUGCGAACGCAUACAGUCCAGAUAGCCUAAAAACGUGGCCUAUCUGUUUAAUCACAAGUAGCAGUUCAGAAGAUGAAGAUGCGAUGUCCCAGUGAUCGCAUCUUCAUCUUCUAACCUUUGCUUCUCUAAAUGUCAACUUUUUUUCUGUAGGCGGAAGAUCGUUCGACAACAGAUGGAGUUCUCCUACAAUCAGCGGAACCGUGUACGUAAGGAUACUUCAAUCAUCUAAGUUGCACCCUUUCCUUCAAAAUGACAAAUAGCGGUUUCAUAAAGGUGAUUAUUUAUGAAAACAAAAUCACUACAUAGAGGGUCAGAAAUCCUUUAUUUGGCUGCAAUUCAAACGCGCCGAAUGGCCGAAAUUUGGCCUCCUUUAUUAAAAUAGAUGUCCCUCCUCGCUUAAGUUGAAGAUCAUUAGUAAAGUAUUGGUGUGCUUGGCACCAAGUUAUUAGCAACUCCCUAUGUCCUCUUUUUCACUGUACCACCCGGCGCUGGCAAAUCCCGAAACUGUCCCAUCUAAUCCUCAGGCUAACUGUUUGAUUUUCUUCUCGUUUAGCUUUCUAAGAACCGUUCUUAGGCCACCUGGGAUGCGGACUUCGAGAAGGUCUAUUUCAGCUCUAUAACUCCGGCCAUAAAUAACUGAGUGUUUCUACGAAGCAGGCAACGCGCAAUUUUGAUUUGAGACGGUGUAUUUGCCUAGGUCUUAGUUGCGGGAAGCAUAAUAAGAAAAGGAUUAUCAUGCAGCAGGACUCCGUCAAACGUCUGGAUCGCAGAAAGGACACAAUUUCAUUAAAUGUGGAAGAACCGGCCGCGAAUGAAACACAAGCAUGCUAGGUGUGACGGACAAACGGCGUGUAGUGACACGUUUUGUGCCUGCGAGGUGACGGGAGUGUCUAGGCGUGCAGAUUAGCGAGUCCAAAUGGCACAUGCGUUCGCGUUGGCCACUCGACGUCUAAGUGACCACCUGUCACCUUCUUUGUGUAACAUGGGUUGCCUGAUCUGCCAUUGUUCUCAGGCGAUGGAGUCGUUGAAGUGCCUGAAGUGAUGGUUAACGUGCUGUGGUGCGUCUCAUGCAACAACACCCGUUUAUCAGGCUAGCAUCACGAGACUUAUAAACCCCUCGUCUAUCAUGACCGGGUUCCGUUACGGGUAAGACGACCAGUAGAUCCCUCAGCAGCAUUUGAAAAUCAGUCGCAGGGAAGAAUCCGUCUGCAGUCGGCCAAAAGCCCUUAGGACUUCAGAGUUAUACUGCGGGUUGGCAGUGCAAUUAGUCGUGAUCUAUCUUGGUUGCAGUUCGGAACAGCAGUUAUUUCCCCUGUAGAAUAGUCAGUCGAUAGAUAGAGAAUUAGUGGGCGGUAAUGCCUCGGGGUACACAACUAGACUGGCGAUCGAAUCUGGGCUCAUCCUGGUCUGCUUUUGGACCUAGUCAAUCUGAUAACCGAGACUAAGUCAAAAUACAUCCAUUGCCGGUUUUUUGAUAAUUCGUCGUAGUCAUGACUUGGAACCAUCGACAGGCUACGCUGUAACUGUACAAGACCAAAACUGAGGUCUGAUUACCUCACGCCACGAAAUGGUUGGACAGCAGAGAGUCAGCGCUAGCCUAUAUGUACUUCCCUGUAUGCCGCGUAUGGUGAAGCAACGCAUCUAAACUUCGGCCUUCACAUCGGGACAAACAAUGCGCAAAAUCCCACCACAAACUGGCUGUCAGACGCGUAGAAUCAACUAGCACAUGACAGCACUUAGGGAAUAUGAGGUCGUCACUGGUUAACCCAUCCAAACGACACACUAGUGUAUUCCUUUCUGUAAUAAGAAAUCCAGCAUUAGACUAGCAAGAUACGUGGAAAUUUGAUGCUUGGAGAGUUUGAAGCUAAGGGAAUAUCUCUUUCAUUUUCAGGGCUGAGGGUUAAAAUGCAGUGGUAUCUUGGCUAUAUGACCUUUAAGGCUCCGUAGACGCUGUCAUGUCAGCAUCGGCUAUCCAUGGCCUACGCAGCUUGGUGAGCGCUGACAGCUCUUUGGCGUCUACUUCCCUGCCCGUAAAUGCGCUUGCGCCCUCGCUGGGUAUAGAGGUCGUAAGCAUAGCUGCAUAGCGGCUUUCUGAUCCGUUUUGGUGCUGCUGUUGGUUAAAAUCCUGGUGAUUUGCUGCGUCACCCAGUAAGUAUGGAGUGGAGCGUCCGGGUGCGAGCUUUGUCGCGCUUUCCACCUGCACCCUCUUUCACCUCCGAUCCUAUUGACUCUGUCCUGACACCCGGCCCAGGUUGAGGAGGAGGGGAGAUUGCAGCAAAUGCUGCUCAAUUCUGCUGUCGCUAUUGACUAACUCACGCGCAAGUCAUCAUGCCUGCCUCAGCUUCUUGUGGAGCACACUGCGGACAUCGUCGGAAAACGGUCGAACCUUCACGUGGAAUUUAUGACACCCUCACACAUGUGUGACCAGAGCCGACCUUGUGAAAGCAUCGUACAUGCUGAGGGCCAGAUCGGUUUUUGAAAGACGUAUACAUGCUGCUCAACCUCUGUCAAUCAUUACGCCUGCCCCAGACUCGGGGCGGCCUGAUGUCGUCUUCGAUGAGAAUUAAGUGAGAAAUUAACGAAGGUGAUGCGGCAGAUGCUUCCAGGGUCUGUUCAACGAGAAACGGAUUUACUCGCAGGCCGCCGCAGUUGCGUCAUAUUUGUAGGCAACAGUGUACACGUCAUCAUUCGUGGCGAUUAAACUGCCGCUUGGUCCUUCAUAUGCGGCAACCUGUAGGACUCCAGGCCAAAGACACUAACCAACGCCUGUCCUCUGAUUUCCGUCCUACCCCUUUGAACGGUUCCUACUGCAGUAAAUUUAACCUGAGUACAUACUCCAGCAUAUAUUUCAAAUGGAAGGUAAGUUGAACCUUCGACAGGCAGUAAUAUAAAAACGUCCAGAACCACGAUGCCCAAUCUUCUGCCCUCCCAACGUCUUGUUAAGCAGUUUUAAGUAAACAAUAUUCCCGCCAACCAUCUCAAUGACUUUGUCGCUUUAGGUUGGGAUUAUAUUUGUUGAACUGCAUAAAACUGCUGAGGCCUGUUCAAUUCCUAAAACGUUCGCUGUGAUGUUAGACUCCUAAAACAUGUAUUGAAUGUCCUUUAAGUGCUUAAGUCCUGAUUGAAAUGAGAAACGAAAUCCUAAGGCAUCUCUCUUGCAUCGGACGCACUUUCGAGCGUUCCGAAAACAUCUAACACUCCUUUCGACUUCUUUUGACAGGCUCGUGGUAGACCUUUCAUUACAACCAAUCGGACGAAUAUGAUCGUGGACUGUGUUGGGUCGCAGCGACGGCAUCAGGAUUCUUCCUCGGACGCCCUGAAAAUAAGCAAACCUCUCCAGUCUGCAGAAAGAAUGCAAAGCCCGACGCUUAGAAUAUCCCGUCCCAUCAAGGAAGUUCACUCAACCAUCUCUCCCCUGGAACUGAAAACGCUCAAUGUGAAUGCCAAUACUCUGGCUGAUGUACCUGAGUUGCCAACGAGGUCCACUACUGAAUGUUCCUUGGUAAACGCCCAGGGCUAUCUGCAGGGCAAUGAAAUGAGAACUUUCGACAAGCAGGAGGUCGUCUACAUCGAGAACUGCUUAGAUGUUGGCAAUCUUCUGCUCAUUCAGCCCACAUCGCAGUUAAUGGACGCGCAGUGGGUGCUUAAUUCGGGUAACGAGAUUGUGCACUAUCCCGCCUUCUCUGGUUCAGCAGUCAGCAAAACAACUUAA
Molecule: messenger RNA, 71971 nt
Organism: Spirometra erinaceieuropaei
Lineage: Eukaryota; Metazoa; Platyhelminthes; Cestoda; Diphyllobothriidea; Diphyllobothriidae
Source: the annotation of a GenBank genome assembly